Molecule: messenger RNA, 51489 nt
Organism: Podarcis lilfordi (Lilford's wall lizard)
Lineage: Eukaryota; Metazoa; Chordata; Lepidosauria; Squamata; Lacertidae
Source: the annotation of a GenBank genome assembly
AACCACAACCUUGCCUUCCCAUUCCCGCGCGCGCGAAGGCGCCCAGCGUCGUUCUCGCGGUUUCCUGCGAUACCCGUCGCUGCCGAGGGAGGGCGGCGGGAGGAAAAGGAGGGGGAGCCAAGGGAGGGGGGCGGGUUUUGAGGGGGUCCCUACCCCGCCCCCCCUCCUGCCCCCACAACUCCUGCUCUACCGACCGGCGGUUGCCGAGACACAAAAUGGACGCUGCCGAGGCUGACGUCGUUGUCCCGGUGGCGGCGACAGCACUGACAGCGGCUCAGGCCCCAGCCGCUGUCAGCCCGGGCUGCGAGGAGGUCGAGGAGGAGCCCUCCACCUCGGCCGCUUUCUCUUCCUCCUCACAGGAGCCCGGCGGCCCAGAGGAGGUACGGCGCGGGAAACGGGGAGGAGGAUGAGGGCGGCGGCGGCCUCUAGAUCGCGCGCCGCAAUCACCUCAAACCUCUGCGUAUGCUCAGAGGAACACUUUAUUUUCAUUUUUUAACAACCCCACCCGGAGCGCUAAGCUCCGGGGAGCCAGCAUACGAAACUGCAUCCGUCCUUUUGAGAGACCAUCACCCCCCACCUUACCCUCGCGCGCCCAUUUCUUUAUUUUUCGUUUACACCAAGGCUGCGGCCCUCCAGAUGCGUCCUCCCCAUCAGCCGCCCAGCCAGCAUGCCCAAAAAGUGCUCGGGAAUGACAGGAGCGGCUGUCCAGCACAUCUGGAAUGGAGGAUCGCUGAUCUUCAUCAGCAUAGCUGUCAACUUUCAGAUUUGAAAAUAAGGGAUCAGUAGCCUCACCUAUCCCAGGGACAGUCAAUAGGAUAUCUAACAAUCCGGGAUAGCAGCGGGAAACGGCACUGGAAUAAGGGAAUUUCCUGCAAAAAAGGGAAGGUUGACAGCUAUGCCUCAUCAGUCGUUUUAUGCCCAUCGUGGUCAGGGACUUGGGAAGGUUUACCAUGCUGAGUCCUUGCUUGCCUGAGUAAUCUGCUGUUUGAUACUUAAUGUAUGGAAGAAACGCCCUCAGGCGAAGUGUAUAUCCUCCAGGCACAUGUUUAUUCCACUUGUGGUGUGGGAGGGAGGGAGGGGUUGGCUUUGCGAGGGCUGAUGCCAACCCAUCAUGUGCGGGUUUUAUGUGGCUUCCCAGGGGCACCGGGUUGGCUGCUGUAGGAGGCAGGACUAGAGCAAGGGUGAGGGACUUGUGGUUCCCAGCGUGUGUUAGUUAUUGCUUGUUGCAUUUCUUUCAAGGAGCUAAAGGUGAUGAAUGUAUUUCUCUCCCCCUGUUUUAUCCUCACAACAACCCUGUGAGGUAGGAUAGUCUGGGAGUGAGGGACUGGCCCAGUGAACUUCAUGGCUGAGGCUGGGAUUUGAACCCUGGUUUCCCAGAUCUUAGUCCAGCAUUCUAUAUCUGCUAUACCAUCUUCUUGGCUAAUGACAGUGCUGCCUGAGACUGAUUGUGUGCAGCAACUUCAGGAGCGUCACAAUUUCCCCAUCCUUGGUUUAAGAUUCCUUGAAGAGCAUCGAAAGGUCCUGGGAGCAGGACUGUGAAGCUCAGUUAUGGUGGGAGAACCAAGCAGUCCUCCUUGCAAGUUCUUGACCUUCUCUUGCUUAUGCCUAAAUGCAAUGGCGGCAGCUGUGCACUGAGGCUGUCCACAGGACAGGUUGAGAGCAGGAGUGGGGAAGCUGUGGUCCUCUAGGUGUGUUGGUACUGAAACUCCCAUAUUCUCUGACUAUUGGUUAUGCUGCCCAGGCUGAUGGGAUGUGGAGUUCAACAAAAUCUGUAGACCAUCAGGUUGUUUAUGAUUUUUGUUAACCAUCCAGAGUGUGUUACAGCAAUAUAAACAAACAAUACCACAAUCAGUUAAAUAAACACACAAUCAGAAGAAUAACUAACAUAAGCUAAAAACAUAAAAAGCCAGGCAGAUUCCAUAUAGUUAAACAUUCUUUAGGAGUUUUCAUUAGGUGCAGUUACCAUCAUUGGCCAGUUGCCCAGGUUCUACCUACUUUCUGUCCACUAUGGGCACAGAGACCUGAAAAGAACAGAUGAUCAGUUUAGUUUGCUGUCCUUGUAUAUCCACCUAAACUAUAACUCAUAUUUAAGGUAUGAUUGUUGGCUUAUUGUGGUUCAGCAGGAACAAGCAGCAAUACUUGAGCAUGUUGCAGUUGCUCAAGUUUUGCUCAUUCCCAGCCCACCUUUCCAUUCCUGCCCACCUGUCAAACUAGCCCAACCCCUGACCUAGAGAGUGAUCUAAUUUAUUUAUUUAUUUUACUUAUAUUAAGUAAACAAAGAUGAACAUUUUGAAACUGGAAGGUGUGCCUAAUAUAUUUGUAACUAGUAUCCAUUCAUUGCUGUUAAUGAUCUUAUGGAAUGGAAAAUGUUCCUUGGAAAAAAUAAAGCACUGGAAUUUUCCCUGCCCCUGUGUAAGAGCCUAAAGAGCAACUUCAGGCAUAUCCAGUGCAAUUUUGACUUCCCUUUUUCAACAGCCCACAUGUCUCCCCUUGUUAUACAACCAUGUGUUUUUGAAAUUUUCCUCAGUUUUAAAAGCAGUGCACAAUAUGUCACAGGGAUGUGUUGCUGUUUGAAAAUCUUAAGUUCAGAUGCCCAUAGGCACAACUACUUGUAUCACUCUUUGAAUCUUAAGCAAUUUAUGUGGUAUCUGAGUGCAGGAAACUUUUCACAGUGUGGGUGGUGGAGGUAUAUGCAUUGUUUUGAAAGCACAAACAAGUUCUUCCCCUCAUUUCAGAAGUCGUAUUUUCUUGAUUUUUACAGAGGCAAUGGUGGGGGGGAGGUGAGUUGAAUGGGGAAUUUGGUCCUCCAUUAGACACACAGUAAUUGUAGAAUUUGUCAUUUUGUUUACAGAGAAAUGAUCCUCCAUUUCAACUAAAGCCCCCUCCAAAGGCAUCUAAAUCUGAAAAAGAUGUUGAUCCAGAGUAUGAAGAAAAGAUGGUAAAUUUUCUGAUAUAGCAGUUUAUCUGAUAAUAUAUUUGUUACGUUUUUGUUGAGCUUUGGUUGUGGUGAAAAGAGAAGUAAAAAUAUUAGCAUACAUAAUAUUAAUUGUUCUAAAAUAAAACAGAUUGUUUUUCUAGACAGUUUUAGGAAGCUUUAAGGUGCAUAUAUGUAAACAUUAAAAAAUAUUAUUUAUUCAUGAUACCAUCACAAAACAAAUGUUUAACAGUCUGAGAGUAACACAAGGUGACAUCAUUUGAAAUUAACCCAGACCCAAAUAAAACUACAUCAUAAAUGAACUUAAAAUGCUGAAUUUCCCUGGCAGAUCACAUGUGCCCUCCCUUUAAAGUUCCACUUUUAAGCAAUAUUUCAAGUAAAAUAAAUAAAAAUAAUACACUUGUAUCUGAAUAAAAUUAGGAUAAUUUAACUGAUGUUCAUAUAUGCCAAAGUGAAAACAGCAAGCUAUAACCCAUUCAGGGGAUCCUUAAUACACCAAAUCAAUCACUAGAACAAGUUUGUGUAUGUAGUAUGUGCAGCCUGAUCCCGUGCAUGCUUAUGUGGAAUUCAAUUUUCCCCUAUCUCUGGCUUGCUCCCAAGUAAUUGUGUGGUGAAAUUUGAGGCAUUUGUUUGUAUCUUCACAUAUAAUAAAGCUGAGGUGGAGGAGUCUGCUGUUACCCAAAAGAAGCAUAAGACCCAUCUUACUUUACUGCUUUCCAUAGAUUUUAGCAAAUUUAUCCCUGCCUACCCUAUUUGUAGUAUUGGACCCGGUCUGUUGGAAAACUGCUUAAAAGUUACAGAGUGCAAUAAGGUAAGCCAAUAAAAAGGGCAGGUUUUGGUCCACUUUUCUUUGUGCUCCUUUAAAAUUAGAUCCCUCUACCCCCAUUUUAUAUGUGAACGGAGUAAGUGUGUGUUACACAUAAUUGUCUUACAUGUCUUUUAAAAUCCAAACAACAUCAUCUAUUCGAGGUUCCGUCAUUUGGUGUGAGAAGUUUUUACUACUGCUUAAAAGGUAAAAACAUUUUCUCAUGUCAGUAGCCUUGAGAGAAAUCAUUGUUUUGAUUCUAAAACUGAUGCUCAACAAAUCUUCUUUUUAAAAUUCUAGUGAUCUUUCCUUAGGAUGAUCAUACACAAGAGAAGAGUAGACUACUGUACUACUUUUAAAGACUAUGUGGAAGAUGCAGUUUGUCAGAAAAGUGAGGAAAGUUGCACUUCUGAAAUUCUCUCUUCCACACAUUAAAAGUAUAGAGUAACAUUGUCCUCUGUUAGAUUGGUUACUCUCUGUUGUUCAAACAGUGACUGUAUUUGCAUAAUCAAAUAUUAGCUUAGUAAGAUGAGAUAGGAACAAGCUUCAUGCACAACCAGUUUGCUCAUUCCUUUGCAUGAGUGAGUAGAGAAGCCAGGAAGCUACAGUUAACAAUAGGUUUCUAUUAUAUCAGAAUUGGGAAACUAUGGUUAAUGUCUUCCAAACAAGCCAGAAUAUGAAGCCAUGAUUUCAAGUUGGCUUCCAGAUUCUGCUUUGUUUGGAUGCCAUUAACCAUAGUUACCAUUCCAGCCUGAUUACAUUACUUUUGGAAGCACUCAGUGGUUUUGUAUUUCAAGCAAAUCUGUAAUUAUGUUUGAAAUUUAUAGUAGCUUUUCACUAUUGCUAGAAUGUUUCUCGGUAGAGAAAAAGAAGAGAUUUUCCCUUGAGAGGGAAAACCCCUAAAGAUGAAGAUCACUGUUGACAAUAAAGUUAAACAAUUUGAAUAAAAUAUAAAAUAGUAUAGUAUAAAAUAUAAAAUAGUAUAGUAUAGUAUAGUAUAGUAUAGUACAGUAUAGAACAGAGAUAGCCAGUGUGUUACGCUUCAGAUUUUGUGUGGACUGCUGCUACCACCAUUCUUGAUCACUAGCCAUGCAGGCUGGUGUGAUGAGAAUUGGAGGGCACCAUGUUGGCUAUUGUGGUAUAGUAAGACCUAAUGCUUAGGAUCUGUCGAGCGAAAGUAUAGUACAACGUAAGAAAAUAUCCAUAUUAGAAACUCUUAUUGAUAUGAAUCUUGCUAAAUAAGAAUUAGCUCUGAAAGUCUACAGAUUCCAUUGAAGAGGAAACUGAAUGAUAACCAACAUUUAAUCAUUCACUUGUUUCUAUGAAAUUCUGUCAAGAAUUAACUUCAGCUGCCCAAGUAUGAUAACAUUAUAGCAGCCAUCCUGCAGUUUCUCAGAGCUGCUAAUGGAAUCGGACUUUUCAGUUAGCCAGUAUUCAAAAUCUGCCUCAAGAACUCCUGUAAGUAAGGAGACAAACAUUAAGACAGUCUUCAAGUUAAAAACAGCUGACACCUGGCUGGUUUCCUGGUUCUUUGAAGGAGUUGUGUAUUGUUGCUUCCAAGUUUGUAGAAAUAUAGUGUGGUUGUAAUCUUAUGCACAUUUACUUGGGAGCAUUAUUUCUAAGUAGACAUGUGUAGGAUAUUAUUGUGUGCCUACUACAGAGUGUAUGCUAUUUUUGGACUUGAAGAAAUUUGUAUCUCCCCUUUGCUCAUUCUUUAAAACCUUAGCUUCAGCAUACUUCCUGAGCAGUGUCUCAAAAAGACAGAAAAGCAAAGGAAGAAGUAACCAGAAAAUACAGGAAGCUCUUGCUUAUUAUUCUAAAUAGAGCUCUGCUCAGUUUUAGUCUGUUCUUUUUCAAAUCCUGUGUAUGUAUGUUAAAUGUUUUCCCCCACAAAAGGCCUCAAAGCAUCAAGAAAUUUUAUGCUGUGUUAUGUUGCCCUCAUGUGGUGAAAUGUUAUGCUAUCCUUUUUAGCUUAAAUUAAAAUAAACUGCUUAGCAUUUGUAUAUACAUGCAGGUCCCGCUAUCUGAAUGUUUGUUGUCCAUUUAUCCAAAUAUAAAAAAUAUGCCCAAACCCCACUACACGCAUGGCUGAUUCAGAUAGCUGGAGUUUCCCCAUAUCUUUGUUUGUUUGUGCUUUGCUGGUUGACUGCAACUAUUUUCAGAUGGAAAACAUAGAGGAAGGUGGGGAGAGAGAUCGGCCAGAGAGCAGGAGAAAUCAGACAGAUCAGUUUUUCCUUUCUCUUUUCAUUUGCAGGUUGGCUGUAGCCAUUUUAGAAAGAAACCAUGGCGGGAGGGGAGAGAAAGAUGGAUGUCCCAAGGGUGACUGAUCCAAGGUCAUUCAGUGGGUUUAUGGCUGAAUGAGGAUUUGAGUCCAGAUCUUCCCUGUUCUAGUCUGACAUUUGUCAUAGUCUAGUUUCCAGGCUUUGGUCUCUAGUGGGAGGGGACAGAAGCAGCUACAGAUAGACUUGUAGAGCUGGAUAAUGAUAAAUAUUGCUACCAUGCUGGAGAUGUGAAGCAGAGAAAGUGUGGCUUGUUAGUAGUCAUCUAGUGUGUUUGUGACAGAGACAGAAUUUGAACUCUGGACUUCUUGGUUCACAGUGUAAGCAUGUAUACUCCUAAGCAUGCUUUUAUAUCUGUUGGCUGGGGCAAGCCAGUCAGAUGGGUGGGGUACAAAUAAAAAAAAUGUUGUUACUCAUCUUAAUGGGGCUUAUUCUUAGGUAAAUGUGUAUAGGAUUGCAGCUUUAUUUUCAUAGCCACUACAAUUCACCAGCUGUUUCUUACUUAGGCCAUCCUUGUCAGGGAAGAGUUAGAAGUUUUCAGUUUAUCAGAGGGAGAAAGCAUUCCUCAAGGGGGGAAGGAGAGCAGUGAAUCUAAUAGAAGGGAGCAAGAGGAACAACAGGGAGGGACUGGCUGUUCACAGGAAAGGCAAGGGUUAAGUUCUAGCUCAGAUUCGGAGGAGGGGAGAUACAGGCCAGCUCUAGCCAGGAGGUUAGAAAAAAGAGCGAAAACGAAGGGAAAGGCGCCUUCGCCAUUUUGAGGGUGGCUGGUCACGGAGAAGCAGAGCUCAGAAGGUAUCUGAAAUAAGUGACUCUGAGGAAUAAUAGUUAAGAACUGUUUAUAAGAUUAUUUUGUUAAUACACAAUAAAAAGUUAUAAAAGAACAAGAAGCGUUUGUGUGGUGAUCUGAAGAGGACAACGACCAGUCCUGACAAUCCUUACAAAAGAAGAACUGUGUAGCAUAUGCCAUGAAACCAUGGAGCUGUCGCAGUAUGUCACUGGUCCAAUGCAUGUUGCAGGUCACAUUCUGGAUCUUGUUUUCUCAACUUGGCAGAAAGGGUAAUCUGAAGAUGGGGGAUAUUGACAUCAGUUGCUUGUUAUGGUCAGAUCACUUUCCUGUUGAGAUCUAGACUUUCAGCACCCUUUCCUCUCUGCAGAGGCAGUGGACCUUUUGGAAUGGUCCGCCCUCAGCGGGUAAUGGAGCCAGUGGAUUUCAAGACAGUUCUGUGGAAUAUUCUGGCUGAUAUGAAGGGUGCUUCUGUCUAAGCGCUGGCUGACCUCUGGAACAUCUGAAUAGAUUGGGCUGUUGACACGAUCGCUCCUGAGUGCCCAUUCCUGCUUCGUAGAGCCAUAUUGGUUCCCUGGGGGGGCACCACUUUGCAGUGGUUCCACUUCUACUUGGAUGGGGACUGCUCUUUGGCUCCAUGGAACCUUCAGUGGAUAUGCUGGGCUGUUGUCUUGCCUUGAUAAUGGACUAGAUGAGAGCCAACACACUCAAGCUCAAUCCAGAUAAGAAUGAGGCACUCUUAGUGCGUGGUUCCCUAGACAGGAUGGAUGGGAGGUUGCCUGCUCUUGAUGGGACUAUACUUCCUUGGAAGAAGUGUAUAAGCAACCUGGGGGUACUUCCGGAUCUUUUGCUGUCGCUUAGGACUCAGGUGGCCUCAGGGGUGUGGAGUGCUUUCUACCAGCUUUGGCUGGUAGCCCAGCUGCACCCAUAAUCUGGACAGUGAUAGUCUAACUACUGUUGUCUAUGCUUUGGUAACUUCUAGGUUAGAUUACUGCAAUGUUUUAUACGUAGGACUGCCUCUGAAGACAGUUCAGAAACUUUGGCUGGUGAGAAUUCGGUGGCCAGGUUCCUCACAGGGCAAGACAAUUUGAGCAUGUUACACCAAUCCUGGACCGACUGCACUGGCUGCCAGUUAGUUUCCAGGCCCAAUUCAAAGUGUUGGUUUCGAACUAUGAAGCUUUACAUGGCUCAGGAUCUCAAUACCUCAGGAACUACCUCUUCCCAAAGAACCUACUGGGAACCUGCGAUAAUCAUCACAGGCCCUUCUUGGUAUGCCUCCUCCAUGAGAGGUGCAGAGGGUGGCAGUAUGAGAAUGGGUCUUUUCUGCAGUGGCUCUCCCUUUGUUGGAUGCUCUCUCCAGGGAGGCUUACCUGGUGACUUUAUUAUACACUUUUAGGUGCCAGGCAAAAAAUUCUUCUUCAAUCAGAUCUUUGGCUGAUUAACAUCCUCUAUCCUUUUAAAUGUGUUAAUGGGUGUGUGUGUUAUAUUUUUGUUUAUGUUCUUGUUUUUAUUACGUAAUUUGUGUUUUUAUCUUGUAUUUUUCUGAGAUUUUUCUGAGAUCUUCAGGUUUACACUACAGAAGUUGAGAAAAGAUUGUAUUCUUGAUUAGGAAGAGUGCAGUUUAUAUUGGAUUUGAUAUAUUAUUUUGCUGCCAUUCUUGUUUAUGAAUGGAUUCUUGUAAGGCUUUGAGGUAUUUUAAAAGUUUCAAAAUGUAUUUUUGUACUCUGUCGUUUGAUCAUUUUUCUACACUGCAUUUGCCCACUUUGUGAGGAUAUUUUCUGAGAAAGUGGAAUACAAAUGUAUAAAAUAAAGAUAAAUGAAAUAAAUACUGUGUUUGUUGCCUUGAAUAUAGAAAACAGAUCGAGCCAAGAGAUUUGAAUUCCUGUUGAAGCAGACAGAACUCUUUGCACAUUUUAUUCAACCUGCGGCGCAGAAAUCACCAACGUCUCCCCUGAAAGUGAAACUUGGACGACCACGAAUGAAAAAGGAUGAAAAGCAGAGCUUACUUUCGGCUGGAGAGUAUGUCUUUUUAAUUUAAAUUACUGUUUGAUAUUAAAUGCUAUGUGUGUUUAAUGUAGUGCAUCUUUUAUAUGCAAACCUGUACAGGUAACUUGCAAUUUACAUGGGAGUUACAUUCCUGGCCAUCAAACAUAUAAGCAAAAUUGCCUAAAGCUAGAACACUCCCGGAAAACCAUAAAAACCCUAGAAAACCUAAAAACAGAGUAAGCCAUCAUGUCAGUGACUGUGACUUUGUGGUACAGCCUCAUUUUGCAAUGAACCUUUGCCAUAAUAUGCUCCUGGAAUGGAAGGAUGUUCUACUUGAGGCUCCCGGGGUAUCUCCUUGCCCAUGGCAACUGGACCACACCUACUAUGCAGAACCUGUCUCCUCUUGAUUUAGGUUUGCUGCUGGGGCGAGGAUCAUGGCUCGAGCCUUCAUUAAAAGGGGUCCUGUGGUCUAGCUUCUUAGGCUAGGGUGAAGCUGAUUAAGCUGAUAGUUUGGGCUCUGAUACCUUUGCUGCAGCCUGCUGCUUCCCCUGCCUGUCCCUGCAGCUUGGCUGCCUCAGGACUGUGUUAUUCUCCAGCUCUGUGCUGGACGAAUCAUGGCUUUUAUGCCUGACAAGGGUGUGGUGUGGUCUGAGAGAGUGAAAGUGCCAUCUCUUGAAGCUGAGAUGGCCAGCAAAUUCAGGCAUGGGGAGAAGAGAGCCAAUGAGGAUUUUUUUUUGCCCUUUACUGUUUUGGGAUUGUGCACUGCCACUAGGCCUACUUCCCUUCUUAGGCCCACAAAGAUCUACCCUCCAGUGAGAAGCACCUCUCUUUGGCCAAUCCUGGGUUUUUGUUUUCCAGUAGAAUUCGAGGUGCGGGGACUUAAUAGCGGGAGGAUACCCUCUUCAAGUAUGAACGCCCUCUGUGGUCAUAGAUCAGGCCCUGUUGGCCACAUUGAAGCAAACCAUGACCUCACUGGCCUUUGCAAUAUCUGCCUCAUGGCCUUGUUCUUUGCCCUAGUGGAGAGGAGAGAUAAAGCCACUGCUGAGGAUGGUUUUUGCUUUGCUGGUCUUGGCAUCCAGGAGGCUCCUCAAGCCUCCGUGCCUCCUCAGCAUGGCUUUGAUGCAUGGCUUGAAGAAUUGUCCAAGAUAGUUGAAUUCAGCAGCUCUAGAGAGGGGAAAAGAUGGUAGGCAUAAUGUCCUGACACUGGUCUAAAUUCAUCCUCCUUUCCUGUCCCAUGAAUGAAGAGUAGCCCCAAAAGGAAGGGAAGAGAGAAAAGAAGGGCUACCAAAAGUGUGAGGAAAUGGCUGAUUGAGUAGGCAGGAAGGAACUGGGGCAGGGGCUGUCCCACCCCUUAAUGAACAUGUUUCAUAUUCUCAUAGUCCUUCCUUGUGGAGUGAGUUAGAGGAGCAACUUAUUUGAGAUUCCUUGCUCUACUACAGGAAAAAAGGCAGGGCUUUUGUGGUAUACAAAAAGGUCCUUGUGGAAAGCACAUCAUAGGUUUGACUAGUUUCUUCAUUUUUUCUUCAGUUAUCGCCAUAGGCGCACAGAGCAAGAGGAGGAUGAAGAGCUGCUUUCAGAAAGUCGAAAAACCUCAAAUGUGUGUAUUAGAUUUGAGGAAUCGCCUUCGUGUGAGUAUAUUUAUUAAAAUCUUUUUCCAUUUUCUUAAACGAGUUAGGAAAUAAUAGUAUAAUCAAGCAUAUAGAUAAAAAGUCACAUUUUAUGUGCUUUGCAGAUGUUAAAGGAGGAACGUUACGAGACUAUCAGGUUAGGGGGUUGAACUGGAUGAUCUCCCUUUACGAAAAUGGCGUGAACGGCAUUUUGGCAGAUGAAAUGGUAAAAAGCUUUCUUUCUGGAGUACAUCUUUGGGGUGGAAGUGAAGUGUAUAUCUCUUGGAAGAAGACAAUUCUCAAAGCAGAAAAAAAUGGUUUUAAAUAAAAAUGUAAUUCUCAUUGAAGUCAGUGGCCAUAAGCCAGAUGUGGACCUCCAAUGAUGUCUCCCUUGUCAAAUCCUCAAACUACUUUUUAAACUCUCAUGAAUUUAAAGAACAGUUUUAGACUGGAGUCCACAUUUCCUAUGCUCUAAGUAAUCCAGGUGGUUUUAGUACAACUUUGAGAAUAAGUCUCUUCAGCGUACUUAGCCCAUAAUUAUUAGCUAAUUGGAGAAUAUUUGGAGUAAGAUUUUAAAUCCAUUGUCUUCAGAUAUCAUACAGCUAUUACUAAAAGCAAUGGUGUUUUUUAUUAUCUUUGUGAUUCUGAUAAGCUAUGAUUCCUAAUAAGCUAGUCAGAUGAAAUUGGCUAGAAGAAUGUGACUCCCUGAUGGCAUUCAUGGAAGAACAAAUUUAUACUGUCAUAUGUCCAUGUUAGUCAUUUGUGGUGCCUGAUUGGGGAGACAGGAAAGAAGAACCAAUUGACCCUCAGUUUACUUGAGCUUUCUGUCUGGUUGCCUCUACAUGAUUGUUGCUUGCCCCAGGUAAUGAAAGUACCGUAUUUUUUGCUCUAUAAGACUCACUUUUUCCCUCCUAAAAAGUAAGGGGAAAUGUGUGUGCGUCUUAUGGAGCGAAUGCAGGCUGCACAGCUAUCCCAGAAUCCAGAACAGCAAGAGGGAUUGCUGCUUUCACUGCGUAGCGAUCCCUCUUGCUGUUCUGGCUUCUGAGAUUCAGAAUAUUUUUUUUCUUGUUUUCCUCCUCCAAAAACCAGGUGCGUCUUGUGGUCUGGUGCGUCUUAUAGAGCGAAAAAUACGGUAAUUAAUGGCUGCUAAGAUGACAACUAUAAACAAAUGGUUGCGAACUGUUCCCAACCCUUAUUGAAAUAAAUAGUAAAUGUCCCAUUCAUUUUCUUAGUUGUGAAUUGUGCUGCCAGUUAAGGCAUAAUGAUCUUGGUCUAAUAAAUCAUGGUUUAUUUGAUCAAGAGUGUUGUAUUAUGAGCACCACAAUACAUUGCUUUUGGAGUUCGUUAAGCAACACUUUCCCAUAACAUCUGAACUGGGAAACUGGUUUAUUAAUCUUGAACUACAGACCAGGAUCUGAUCAUGGUUUUGUUUUAUUUUUAUAGUUCAGGGUUAAUAAACCAAAGUUUCCUGGUUCAGAUGAAAUGGGAAACUAUGGCUUAACAAACUGCAGAAUUAAUACUGUUGUGGCAUAGAAGACGAGAGAAGGCAGCACAAUGCUUGCUCUCUCUGACAAACCAUGAUGUGCUAGAUGAAGAUCACUAUGUCUAAACUGACGUAUUAUUGACCCAGCUCAUGAAAGAUUUCUCAUGGGUUCAUUGACAGCAGGUCUGUUGAACUUUGGUGGAAAUAGAAUUCAGUAUGGUGACAGAGGAGAUAAGUAUCACAACGUGCCUGCCAUUAGCAUUUCCUAGUAUUAUGUGGGCAUUUUCUCUUCAGUAUGUAGAAAAUUUACUGAACUCAGAGAGUCAAGGAAUAACAAUUGUGUGUAAUUCAAAGAAAAGAUGCAUAAUGCAUAGCAGUAGUACAGACUGAGACUCAAAUAUUCAGUUGUAACAUAGCUAAGAGCAAAAUGUAAUUAAAAAAUUCAUUCUCUGUAAUAAUUCAUGCAUAUUGCAGAGGAAUGCUUAUGAGAAGCUGUAGUUUUAUUAUCUCAAAACAAACUCUAACCAGAGUUGUAAUUUGCAUAUUGCAAUAUAUUGAAAUUAUGGCAGAUUUCUAUUCCAUAAAUUGUACCAUGUCCGUAAACUUUUCUGCUCAUUAUUAUAAAUGGAAAUCAGUUCAGUGCUGCUAACAAUGAUGCAUAAGUUUAAAUAAUUUUUAAUACUAUUGUAGGGUCUAGGAAAGACUCUGCAAACAAUUGCAUUGCUGGGCUAUCUGAAACAUUACCGAAACAUUCCUGGCCCACACAUGGUUCUGGUUCCCAAAUCGACUUUGCACAACUGGAUGAAUGAAUUUAAACGCUGGGUUCCAUCUCUACGUGCCGUUUGUCUCAUUGGAGACAAGGAUGCCAGGGUAAGUGAUCACUAUGUAAAGAAGUGACUUGCUUUUCAAGUUGGGAGUGUAAUGCCUUUCCCCCAUUGCAUUUGUAUAGCAUCAUAAUUGUGCACAGCAGUUUACAGGUUAAACCACACAUCACUAAUGUUCUUAUUGUUUUACUAUGAUUUUGUUUUUUAACUUUUUAUCAAAUUUUGCAUGGCUGUGUUGUUUAUUCUUGCUAGCCACCUCAGACUCCAUUUGGAGAAGGGGUGGGAUAUAAAAGUUUUGUAUGUAUUAAUGAAUGACAUACUUCAUUUUAAGAUGCAUAUGUCACACCAAGGUUCAUCUGAGAAGAGGCAUUCACUUAUCCCUCCCUCCUUUAUUUUUAAAAAUAUAUUUAUCCUCAUUGAUUUUGAUUUAUUUAUUUUUUUAAUGAUAUUUAUUAAGGUUUCCAAAAAAAAAAAAAGUUACAUAUAUAAGAAAAAGAAAAAUAGAAAAAAGAAAAAAUACAAAAUACAGAAAAAAUAAAAGAGACUUAAAAAACAAAUCAAUCUUUCCAUGCCUUACAUUUCAUUUACUUGUUUCCCUGACCUCCUCACGCCUCCCUUUUUUGUAUUCCAGUUCAGUUAAUUAAUUCAGCAAUUCCUUUCCCUCUUUGUUUUUAUCUUAAUCCUUUAACUUAAUAUAUUAUAGCUUUAGGUUCUCACCUGUUAACAAUCCAUUUUUACAUACACCUUUAUAACAUUGCUGCUAAAACCACUUAACUUCAUUCUGACAUCAUUCUAACAUUCAUUAAUUUUACAGUAUUUCUGUAAAUAGUCUUUAAAUUUCUUCCAAUCUUCUUCCACCGACUCUUCUCCCUGGUCUCGGAUUCUGCCAGUCAUUUCCGCCAAUUCCAUGUAGUCUAUCACCUUCAUCUGCCAUUCUUCCAGAGUGGGUAGAUCUUGUGUCUUCCAAUACUUUGCAAUAAGUAUUCUUGCUGCUGUUGUGGCAUACAUAAAGAAAGUUCUGUCCUUCUUUGGCACCAUUUGGCCGACCAUGCCCAGGAGAAAGGCCUCUGGUUUCUUCAGAAAGGUAUAUUUAAAUACCCUUUUCAUUUCAUUAUAAAUCAUCUCCCAGAAAGCCUUAAUCCUUGGGCACGUCCACCAAAGGUGAAAGAAUGUACCUUCGGUUUCUUUACAUUUCCAACAUUUAUUAUCGGGCAAAUGAUAGAUUUUUGCAAGCUUGACUGGUGUCAUGUACCACCUGUAUAUCAUUUUCAUAAUAUUCUCUCUUAAGGCAUUACAUGCCGUAAACUUCAUACCUGUGGUCCAUAACUGUUCCCAGUCAGCCAUCAUUAUAUUAUGUCCAACAUCUUGUGCCCAUUUAAUCAUAGCAGAUUUCACCGUUUCAUCCUGAGUAUUCCAUUUCAACAGCAAGUUAUACAUCUUUGACAAAAUCUUGGUUUUGGGUUCUAACAGUUCUGUUUCCAAUUUUGAUUUUUCCACCUGGAAGCCAAUUUUCUUGUCCAAAUUAUAUGCCUCCAUUAUCUGAUAAUAAUGAAGCCAAUCUCGCACUUUAUUUUUUAGUUUUUCAAAACUCUGCAAUUUCAAUCUGUCUCCCUCUUGUUCCAAAAUUUCCCAAUAUUUCGGCCAUUUGGCCUCCAUAUUGAGCUUUUUCUGAGCCUUCGCUUCCAUCGGUGACAACCACCUUGGGGUUUUAUUUUCAAGUAGGUCCUUGUAUCUUAUCCAGACAUUAAACAAUGCUUUCCUGACAAUAUGAUUUUUAAAUGCUUUAUGUGCUUUGACCUUAUCAUACCACAAAUAUGCAUGCCAUCCAAAUACAUUAUUAAAACCUUCUAAAUCCAAAAUGUCUGUGUUUUCAAGAAGUAGCCACUCUUUCAGCCAGCAAAAAGCUGCUGAUUCAUAAUAAAGUUUAAGGUCUGGCAGGGCAAAUCCACCUCUUUCCUUUGCAUCCGUUAGUAUUUUAAAUUUUAUUCUAGGCUUCUUGCCCUGCCAGACAAAUCUAGAAAUAGCUCUCUGCCACUUCUUGAAGCAAUCCAUUUUAUCCAAAAUUUGCAAUGUUUGAAACAGAAACAACAUUCUAGGCAAUACAUUCAUUUUUAUCGCAGCAAUACGGCCUAGCAGUGAAAGCUUCAAAUUUGACCAGAUUUCUAAAUCUUUUUCACUUCAGUCCAGCAUUUUUCAUAAUUGUCUUUAAAUAGAUUCCCAUUUUUAGCUGUCAUGUUAAUCCCCAGGUAUUUCACUUUCUUAACCACUGUUAAACCUGUCUCAUUCUGAAACCUCUCUCUCUCAAUCGCUGUUAAAUUUUUCUCUAAGACCUUUGUUUUUGACUUAUUCAGUUUAAAUCCUGCAACCUGACCAAAUUCUUGAAUCAGUUCCAAAACUCUUUUGGUACUAGAUUCUGGCUCCUGUAAUGUCAGUACUAAGUCAUCUGCAAAUGCUCUCAAUUUGUACUGUUUGGCUCCGACUUGUAUACCUUUAACCAAUUGGUCCCUUCUAAUCAUGUUCAGCAGGACCUCCAGGACCGAUAUAAAAAGCAAUGGGGAGAUUGGGCAACCUUGUCGUGUCCCUUUUUCUAUCUUAAAUUUCUCCGUCACCACGUUAUUAACAAUUAAUUUAGCCUUUUGUUCUGAAUAAAUUGCACUUAUACCGUUUCCAAAGCCUUGGCCUACCCCCAUCCCCUGUAGAUUCUUCUUCAUGAAACUCCAAGAAAUGUUGUCAAAAGCUUUCUCCGCGUCCACAAAUAUCAAAACUGCCUUGGUGUUAAUAUUCACUUGUAAUUUUUCUAAAAUAUUGAUUAUGUUUCUCAUAUUAUCAGACAAGUGUCUACCCGGGAGAAAGCCUGCUUGAUCUUUAUGAAUCUCUUCCACUAACACUUUUUUUAGUCAUUUAGCCAAAAUGUCUGCAAAGAUUUUAUAAUCCACAUUAAGCAGUGAUAUGGGGCGGUAGUCCUUAAGCUGCGUCUUUUCAGUCUCUGUCUUCGGUACAAGUGUAAUAUACGCUUCUUUCCACGACUCUGGUGCCCUUUUCCCAUCCAUUAUUUCGUUGCAGACUUCCUUUAAAGGUUCUACUAAUCAUUCUCUUAAAGAUCUGUAGUAUCUAGAAGUCAGUCCAUCCGGUCCUGGAGAUUUACCUAAUUGCAUAUUCUGGAUGGCACCUUCUACCUCCUGUUCAGUUAUUUUAUAGUUCAGCAUUAAUUUAUUUUCUGGAGAGAUUUUUUGUAAUCCAUUUAUUUUCAAAAAUCGGUCUACAUCAAUUUCUUUCUGUGGCCCUUGUGUAUAUAGUUGCUUAAAAUACCUCUGGAAACAGUUUCUAAUCUCAACUGGGUUCUGUAUGUUCUUUCCUUCCACUUCUAAAUUUAUAAUAGUAUUUAGUUUUUGUCUUUUUUUCAUUUGCCAAGCCAACAAUUUUCCACAUUUAUUAGCCGACUCAAAUGUCUUUUGUCUCAUUUGUUUAAUUUUCCAUUCUAUCAUUUCUCUCAAGAUCUCUUGCGACUUUGGUUUUGCUCUAAAUUUCUUUUCACUUUCCUUUAUUUUCUCCAAUAUUUUAUCCUUCUUCUCAUUUUGAAUUCUCUUCUUUAUUGCAUUCUGUUGUAUCAAGAACCCUCUCAUAACAGCUUUGCUUGCGUCCCAGAUUACUCUUUUUUCAACAUUGGUGUUCAUAUUUGUCUCAAAAUAGUCUCUCAAGGUUUUUUGGGCCUUCUUAGUCACUUCUUCAUCUCUAAAUAAGGUGUCAUUCAUCCUCCAUCUGAAGGAGCCAGUUGGUGUUAGUUUCAUCUCCAUCUUCACAGCAUUGUGGUCGGAGCAGGUUUUUGGGCAAAUUUCCACUUUUCUUGUCUUUGGUGCCAUUCCUCUAGUUACCCAUAUUUUGUCAAUUCUUGUCCAAGUCAUUUUUUUUUUUAUUUUGAUCAUGAUUUUGAUUUAUUUACUGGGGGGGGGGGUGAGUCAUCAUAUUAGCCUUUAUGGAACUUGAUUUCCUCCCCACCUUCCAUUUCUUCUUCAUUUUUGUGAAAUGCUUUCCCCUUAUAACUAGUAUAUGGUUGCAGGAGCAGCUUCCAAAUGAGUUAGGUGGCCCUAUUCAGCUUACCUGUCUAGAAGUGUUUACCAUGUUCAUUUUUAUUAGGCUGCUUUUAUCCGCGAUGUUAUGAUGCCUGGAGAGUGGGAUGUGUGUGUUACCUCCUAUGAAAUGGUAAUUAAAGAGAAGUCUGUUUUCAAAAAAUUCAACUGGAGGUAUCUGGUGAUUGAUGAAGCCCACCGAAUCAAGAAUGAAAAAUCAAAGGUGAGCCUCAGUUUUAUUUCUGUAGAUACCUAGAGAAAUACUACAGAAUACUAGGAUAGUGGAAAAAUCUGGUAACUCUUGAAUGGAAGGAUAACUUUUUGUACAUUUUGAGAAAAUAGGAAGCAAUAGGAAGUUAAAAAAGAAUUCCUUUCAAAAUGGCAGGCAGGGGAAAAAAUGAAGAAUUUAAAACACUAACUGUUACAUCUGAACUAUUAAUAAUGCUUGUAAUUAUUAUGUUAGGUUAUGGGAGUUUGGAGCUUCAUUUUGAAAUACUUUGUAUGUACUUUCAUUUGUAAAAAAUGUAUCCUGGAGUAUGGUAGUAAUGAAGUAGUAAUAAGUGCUCUUCUACAAAAUUUCCUAGCUCUCUGAAAUUGUUCGAGAGUUCAAGACAACAAAUCGGUUGCUAUUAACAGGAACUCCCUUACAGAAUAAUCUUCAUGAACUAUGGGCAUUGCUCAAUUUCCUUUUGCCUGAUGUCUUCAAUUCUGCAGAGGUGAGAUUGUACAUUAUGUUAAAGUCCUAUUUUUUUGUUUUUGCACACUUUAUAUGGUAACCUAACUUUUGCCAAUAACUUAAGUUGUCUUUAUAUCAUAUUAUAAUGGUUUACAUUCUUAAGAGAAGGUAAAUGAAUAGAGAGGGAAGUUAAGGAAAAAAUUAUGUAGCAGAUUCUUAAUACAGUGGUACCUAUGGUUGCGAACAUGAUCCGUUCUGGAGGCCUGUUUGCAACAUGAAAAGAGUGCAACCUGCAGUGGAGCAUCUGUGCACAGGCGGGUUGUGAUUCCCCGCUUCUGUGCAUGCGCGUGAUGUCAUUUUGCGCUUGUGCGCAUGCGCGAACGGCGAAACGCGGAAGUAUCCCUUUGCGGUACUUCCGGGUCUUUGUGGGUCAUAACCUGAAAGAAUGUAAUAGGAAGUGGAUGUAACAUGAGGUAUGACGGUACUGUUACAUAGUGAAGUUGCAUAAUGAGGAAUUGAAAUGGUCACUGUGGGUAGAGGACAUUUUACAGGAGGAGAGGGACUAAAUCGUCAUUGCAUCUUUCAGAUGCAAGUAUUAGUUUAUAGUAUUGGUAGAAUUAGUUUAUAGUAUUGAUGUAUCUGAACUGCAUUGUUUCAUAUUGACUUAGCUUUUAGUCAGUGUAUUCUACGCGAGCAUUUGAAGGGAGGGGUAGGUGGAACUGCUUUGAGAAGUUGGUUCAGCCACUUUGGGCCACAUUUUAAGGUGGAUCUGCACAUUAUAUGAGACACAGGGAUGCUUUUCACAAUUUGUAACAUUUGCUUGUGCCUGUUCACGUACUCCCCCCUGCUAGUGAUGCACAUCUGUGGCAGAAAUAUAAUAAUGUCAGGGCAUAGGUAUGCUUUACUAGAUGUUAAAGAAGGGAAGAACUUGACACACUGUUUCCAGUGGACAGCUUCGUUUCUAGUUUACUAAAAUUUCCCCUUGAGUUUUGAAAGUACAAACACAGUAACAACAAACACAGUAACAACAACAUAAUUUUUACAGGACUUUGAUUCAUGGUUUGACACUAAAAAUUGCCUUGGUGAUCAAAAACUUGUAGAGAGACUUCACGCGGUAAGUAUGGCAAUUCUGCUUUCUGAAAUAAAUUUAAUUUCUCUUCCAUUGUAUUGUACGAAUGGUAUAUGAUUCUUACCGUAACAUCCUAAUGUACGUUUCUGAGAAAUGAAGGCUAUGUGUUGUGUAUAUUGUGAUGUGAUAUAAGACAGAAUUUGUAGAAUUCUGGUGAAGCAGUCAUUUGUUUACUACUUAUUAACAUGACUAUUUAUGUGUGCCUUUGUGUCUUUUCCCAACAGAAACAAAGCAUUCAGUUAUUUAUACUAUACACUCAGUAAAUGUAUUUAGAAUGAGGUGCAUCUUGAAACUUCCCUUUCACAAUUUGUGAUACCAAGGUCUGUAGGAUAUACAUUCUGUGUAAGGGGGUCCUAGUUGCUCCUGUUGGUCCUAGAAACACCAUAAGAAAUGGUCAUGUAUUCUGCAUGUUCUCCUACCCGAAGUAGCCUCAAAAAAUUAGGAUUAGGAAAAGGCAUCAUAAGAGCAGUAUAAGAAGUCUAGGACACUGGCAAAACAAAUACUUGAAAUGCUGACUUGUAGCAAUGUGUAAAAUGUGUUGAUGUGUUGAUUUUUAGGUUUUGAAGCCAUUUUUGUUACGGCGUAUAAAAGCUGAGGUGGAGAAGAGCUUGCCUCCUAAAAAAGAAGUAAAAAUUUAUCUAGGACUCAGCAAAAUGCAGAGGGAAUGGUAAAAUUCUUUUUUAAAAUUUAAUUUAAAAUCAGUCUAUUAUACUGGCCUAACAUAGUGACUAUAACAUAUUAACAGUAAAGACCCGCUUCAAACCUACAUAUGAUUUAAGCUACACAUUCAUUAAAUUGCCUUGGGCAAGCUACCACAUCUCAGUCCCAACCCUGCACCUUAGUCUGUAAUAGAGAAAUAAUAGUACUGACCUACCUUACAGUACUAUAGUAAAUAUUACUGAGACAAUGUAUGUGAAGCACUUUGUACACUUGAAAUGUACUAUAUAAAUGCUAAGUAUUAUAAUCCAUACAGGUAUCUAUGUAGAUGAAAAAUAAAACCAAUUCCCUAUGUUCUGUUUGUGUUUUAUACUGUGAGCUGUCACCUCAGAGAAACAGAAGACAGAAACUUGGUUUCAGGAUGAGAUGAAGCAAGGCCAUUCUACAUGGUGUGAACCUUAGGUAUAAAAACAAUUUUUCCUCAGUUCCAACAUGGAACUAAGGAAAUUUGUAUACAGAGAAUGAGUGGAAUGGUGUCAGAGAUGCAGUCCCUUCCCUGUAAGCCAGGAAUUGGCUUGCAGGUGUGUGAUGAAGGAGGCAGCAUAUAUUUUGGUUACCACUUUAGUAUCCAGAUUCAGUAGCUUUGGGCAGGAUGUUGUGUUUGAGCUAAGCUGGACAUGGGUAUUUGUGUUUCACUAUGGUGGUGUAGCAGGGCUUCCUGCCCAUGCUUGGCCCAUGGUAGCACUUCAGGAUAAACUCAACUGGGGGCUUCAGAAUGUGCAGAAACUUGUCCCAUUGUUUUCCUAUCUUUCUCCUAGUCUGUGCUUGGAGUGGCCUCCCUGUCUCCAACCACUGUCAAAUCUGAUGGGUGUGCAGCUAGUGCUAAUGAAUCUUUGUUAGAAUCAUAUUUUGCAGAAAAAUAAAAUAAUAUUAGAGACGCAAACCACAUUUAAAUAAAUGCCAGUUGCCACUGUGUAAAUGUGUAAAGCACUGGGAUUUAGAUGCCUUCAUAUUUGUAUGCUUUUGUACGUCCAAGGACAAAGAGUUGUUUUUAAAUUGUCCAAUAACCUUUUAGGUAUACCAAGAUCCUAAUGAAAGAUAUUGAUAUCUUAAAUUCGGCUGGAAAAAUGGAUAAGAUGCGGCUGUUGAACAUUCUGAUGCAGCUGCGGAAGUGCUGUAAUCACCCAUACCUCUUUGAUGGUGCCGAGCCUGGCCCACCCUAUACCACUGAUACUCAUCUUGUGACCAACAGUGGCAAAAUGGUUGCUCUGGAUAAAUUACUAUCAAAACUCAAAGAGCAGGGUAAGAAGGGCUUGUUAUGAGUCACUGUUCAUUUAGAAAUGUAUUUAGUCAUUGUGGCAUGACCAAGAAAACAGAACCCUGGGUGAAACUAUGAGGGAAAGAAAUUUUAAGGUUCUCUGGUAGAUCCCACUGAAUGAAAAGGGGCAAAUGGGAUGCAUUUCUGGAUGCAGCCUAGAUGGGGAAAAACCUGGGGUCAACUGGGGAAGAGUGCAGAUUUAGUUCCCACUGCAGGUGGGUCUAUGAAUUUAUCCCUUUUAAUUCAUCCAUCUAUUCAUAUGGCAAAGAAUACAGUGCCUAAAAAUGGGGACCUUAAAGUAAUGUAUUGGGAACAAACCCUGCCAUUCCUCUUGUAGAAGACCUGGCCUUCAGCAGGGCAGCCCAAGGUGAUGUGCAAUAUGUCUGUGUUCUGCAGAGGCACAUAUUGCACCUACCCAGGGUUCCACAUCUUAGCCAAAUAGAUGUGUACAAAGUGGUAUUUUAAAUGGACGAAAAGUAGUGGGUUGCAAUUAUCAGGAUCCAAAAUUGAGAAGGCCAGUUGUUACUGCUGUAGACCUUUGGGGUGGAAUUCCUGAGAUUAGGGAGAUGCCAGUGAAGCAGAAGACAUCAGAUUGGAAUGGGGAAAGCCAGUUUUUAGUAUGGGGAAGGGACUUAGGAACUGAGAGAAAGUUAUAGAGGGGAAGGAGCAGUACCAGAAGCUGUAGAAGAAAGGAUAGAGUAAAAUGGAGAGACAGUGUAUGGGACAGAGAACACACUUUUAUUUAAUAUAAGUGUAAGUUCAGCAGUGUGAUGAAUUGUAUUCUUAUAACUUAUUUGUCUCUCAGGUUCCAGAGUUCUCAUUUUUAGCCAAAUGACCCGUCUGCUGGAUAUACUGGAAGAUUAUUGUAUGUGGCGGGGCUAUGAGUAUUGUCGAUUAGAUGGGCAAACACCGCACGAAGAGAGAGAGGUGAGAAGGAUUUAUGUAGCUCAUUGGAUUUUCAUUCCAUUCUAUCCUAGAGGCAUGUUGGAGCCUUGACAGUAGCUGUCCAGUUGCUCUUAUACGGUGGCUAGUCAUUUCUCUGUUGGCAUUUUAGCUUCCCUGAGUGCUAUCUUGCUAAAUAAGGAUUUCUUUUAUGGCAUGCCUUAUAAACAGGGAUUGAUCUAGGGUUAUUAAAUGGUCCUUUGAGUUUCUUUCAUAUCACUCAGUCUUCUAAUUUGUGUUUAAACAGUCAAGUGAAAGGUGCAUUUACACAGUACCUGUGAGGAAUAAGCAUUUAGAAGGUUAUCUGUGAUUCAUUGGUUCAGGGGGCCUUGUGGUACUAGUGAAGUUGAAGGAAAUUAUUUUGAUUCACGGUGAUCUUACUUUGUCCAUAUUUAGCCCAACAUCUUUUGCAGGGAAAAUAAGCAACUUUUGCAAUUUUAAUACCCCAUAAACAGGUUAUUUUCAUGAAAUCCCCACAAUUUUAAAUUGUUUUCCCUUUAUAGGAAGCAAUAGACACCUUUAAUGCUCCCAACAGCAGAAAGUUUAUUUUUAUGCUGAGUACAAGAGCUGGAGGCCUGGGGAUUAAUUUAGCAACAGCUGAUGUUGUUAUCCUCUAUGACUCUGACUGGAACCCACAAGUCGAUCUACAAGCAAUGGUGAGUACUCUUGGUAUGUCUCAUGCAAAGCUAGAGUUCCUACUGUAGUGACAACAGGAUAGUUAGAACUGAUAGGCUGUGCCUGUGGAGCUGAGAGGCAGGCUUAGAGCAAUCUUUUAGAGAGCCAAGAGCCUAGGAAGCUGGCUUUGGCUUGCUUCAUGUGUAAUAACAAACAGGUGUGGGUGAAUAUAAGAGGAAGGGGGAGCACCUGGGCCUCUCUUUCAUAAUACCAAAUCAUGGUUGGUGUUAAAAUCAUAAAAUCAUAGUUGGAAGGGAACCUGAGGAUCAUCUAGUCCAACCCCCUGCAAUGCAGGAAUAUGCAGCUGUCCCUUAGGAGAUCGAACCUGCGACAUUGGUGUCAUCAGCACCACAUUAUAGGUAUGAAUAGGACCUGCAGCUGUGAGGCCAUAACAACUGCAGGGAUCUAGGGAAGAAAUGUCCAAUUUGUUCCCUGUUAAGAGGGGGAGUAGCUGUCUAUUCAGUUGUGGUAGAUUUGGCAGUGGGCUGGGGAAUUUAUCCCAAGGAGCUAUUCAAGAGUUAAAGGAUGAAGUGGAGUCUUAGUAUGAGUGGACUGGAAGGCACUGGGUUAGGGAGGGAUGUGGAAGUGGUGACUUUGAAUAUGCCUGUAAACAGGAUCAAGGACUCCCCAUCACUUUUGUGGCAAUUAACCACUCCAACCAAAUAAUUUCCAAUGUCUUGUGUUAGAUUUGGGGAGAUCUUUUCCUACUGGUGGAUCACCUGUAGGAUUGAUUCACCAGAAAGGAAUCCUGAUAGGCUUCUUCUAGUCAGGUUGAAUCUCCCAACAUACCCUAGACUGUCCAGUUUCUAACUCCUACAGACAAGGACCCUCCCUUCAGUCCAUCUCUAGAGAAAAAUAAAUGGGCACUUUACUUUCACUUUUCCAAAGGCCAGAGGACACCAAAUCUUUACAGAGCCUUGUGAACUCUCCUUAGAAUACAAAGGUAGUUAGAUAACUAUGUAGUCUAGAACACAGGGACAAUUUUAGUGAGAAAUUCAGUAGAAAUCCCUUUGAAGUCAGCUGUCAGUGUAUGGAAAGGGGAAAGGAAGAAAAAGUAGGGGAAGGGAAACACAUUUAAAAUCAAAUCAAAAUCAGUCUAGCUUAGCUUGCUGCAUUUUACCUGCUGGAGUAGAGUCUUGGUUUUCAGAGCUUGUGCAAAAUUCCUUGCAGGAAAGAGAUUCUGAGAGUGUAAGAGCAUCUUUGGUCACCUGCUUGGAUGUUUCCAAGGUGACUAAAAACUGGGUGAUUCUUCACAUAUUUAUGGGAGUGAGAUUGGUAAAAGCUGACCCUUUACUGGAAGCAGAUUAUAGUUUUGCCCAGUGGUAAGGGAGGCCUUGAAGAGACUGAGUCCAUGUCCUUAAUGAUUCUAGACUUCAGUUACAAACAAAUGAAUUAGACUAGUUGACUAGUGUGAAAAAAGGGAUUAGCUGUCUAUUCACCAGGUUUAUUCAGGAGUUUAAGGGUGAAGGGGUCAAAUGUCACAUGCAUAAAGUGAUGCUACUAGUCUGCAUCUCAAUAUAGGGGGUCUGUCAAAUGCUAAUAGAAAGAACAUAGGUACACGUAGAAGUGCCAGUGCAGUGCAGCACAUUGUCACACUGAUGCAUUUGGGCAUAGCCACAUUGCACAGACCCGAAAGAGAACAGUUAACAGAAUAUUUCUGAAUGUGGAUAAUGCAGCAGUUGUUAGGCCUUUGUUGACUAGGAAAUCAAUUUUUUUUUAAAAAAAAAUGGAUAUCUAUAUUCACUUUUCUGCUUUUUUUAAGCAUUCAGGCUGUUGUAUUUCCUCUAAAAUCAUAACAAAAUAACAAAUAAAUAAUUAAAUAUUAAAACAGAAGCACAUAGAAGCCAAUCAUUUGGGAGAGCUAAAACACUAUUAACAAUCUGAGAUAGUAGUGGGGAACAUGUUGGCCAUCAGAUGUUGUUGGACUCCCAGCACCCAUCAGCUUCUGCCAGGAUAUGGGACUAUGGGUGUUGCAGCCCAGUAAAUAUCUUUUGGAAGGCUACCUGUUUCCCAUGCUUCAGCUAAGCUGAAGACCUGCUGAAAAAGCAAAAGUUUAAAGGUGGUAUCUCAUGCUGUUAAAGAAAAAAAUAAGUAGAUUUUGCAAAUGGCUUGCCCCAGUUCAAGUCUUGGUGCAGCUGCUGCCGUUAAAAUGAAUUGAGAAAAAGAGAAAACAGAAUAACAAGCUGCUUAUGUUAAUACAUGCCAGCUUUGAAGGACUUCUAAAAAUAGGGUAAACAAUUAAAAUAAACAACAAUGAAAAAUAUUUUCAUUUGUGCUAACCUUAAUAAUUACAGGGCAGUGUGUGGUUUUUUUUUCUGCUGUCAGAAUUUCAAUUACAGAUGUGCCAGGAUGCUUUUAUUUAAAUUUGCUAUUUUUGUGAUUUAGGAUCGAGCACAUCGUAUUGGUCAAAAGAAGCGAGUUCGAGUAUUCCGACUUAUCACAGACAACACUGUUGAAGAGAGAAUUGUAGAGAGAGCUGAGAUAAAACUGAGGCUAGACUCAAUAGUUAUACAGCAAGGUACUGCAUAAUAUUUAACUGUUAGUGGCUAAAUAGUCGCUCACCUGGGGCUCCGGGUGGGCGGCAUUUGCCGCAUGGCAUGGCCGCGGCUGGUCCGGGGAGCCUGUCACCUUCCUACAUGGCCGGGGGAGGGGAUGGUCACCUGGUGCCACCCCCCUCCGGCUGCAAUGGACCUCCAGGUAGGGGUGGUCAGUGCCUGCAAGGCCCAUCAAGGGGAAGAGCAUGGGGGCUGAGCCCAACCUGCCCCUGGCAUAUUUAUGGGAGCGGCCAGGUGCAGGCCACCCUCUUUGUAGAUUGACACAAGAUUUUCCCACCCACUCAGACUGUUAAGGGAUUGUCCAUUGGGGAAAACGGGCAAGUUGACAUAUGGAGCUUGCUAUGAGUUAUGCGGUUGCCAUAUUCGGGGAUAGGGAGGAAUUUUCUCCUACAAACGAAUUGGCCAGCUUGCAGGUUUUUGCCUACCUCAUAGCACCCGUCACAACUUUGGUGGAUAAAGCAUUGGGUGAGUUCUUUGUUUCAAGGGAACCCAGUUAGAGGGGUCCAAGAGGAGUGACUGUCUGGGAGUCCACAGGGAGACAAAUGGGCCAAUUCAACUUUCCCAAUGGCAGCCUGUGCAGUGUCAUGGCACCCAAUCCGUGUUGGGGGCGACAGCAGCACAAGGUCGACCUCACUGAGUUCCUAUCAGGUAGCAGGCAGGCUGCCUGUUGCUGGAUACAUGCCCAUUGCCAUAGCCAAACCUACUCCUUUCCUGUAAUCAAUAAAGUUGUGGCAUAAUUCAACUCAAUACCAGUCUACUGUGUCCAUUCUGGAGGCCCUCCCUGCACCGGCCGCGGUCUUCAUGUGCCUGAGGCGGCAAAUGUUUGUCAUGAAAAGGAAUAGAUAGUUAGAUAGAUAUUCUAGUAGAGUGUUUUGCAAUGCACCUAGGAAACCCAGCUUUUAAAUUUUUUUGCUGGGCAAGCCGCUAUCUGAUCAUCUCUGUUUCGUGUCAUAAAAAAGAGUCACAGUGCCAGUUGUCAUCCCACACACAAUUAUUUUGGAGAAAUGAGUGAGUUGUUAUACAAACAAAAAGCAAUUAUUUAAGAUAAAAUCAGGCUCUUUCGUAGCAAGGAUAUUUCAGCAUAGAUAAUUAUUGGCCACUCUUUACUCAUUCACGCAGAAGACCUUCAAAACCAACAGGCCUUUUAUGGUUAGGAUAUGUAAAGUGUUACUCUAAACAUUGACUUAAUGUUAGCAAAGAUUAAUUUUGUAAAGCAGAUUAGAAUUUAGCUUUCAGCUGGUGAAAGCUCUAUUGAAGUAGUUGAAACUUUGUGACUAUGAAACAUUAUGUAGGUCAGGCAUCCCAUUUGUUAUCAAGUUUUUUUAAAAAAGAAAUAAAAUAUAUAAAUGCUGGGUGGGCAACAUAAAACUCAUAAGCCAUACAUAAGCUCAAGGGAUUUUUCUGCAGUCUGCAACAUCUUUGUUAGAAUGUCAGCUUUUGGAUGCUCUAGGCACUUAAGGAUUCCAGGGGGAUGUUCUAAAAAUACUGUGUGAAAUAAUUGGGAUUGGAAACAAAAAAUGGUUGUAAAAGAAGACUAUUUUCUUUGCUCAACAUCUCUUCUGAUUUUGAAGUCGUAAAGAUUUUCAAAGCCUGUCUCAUAUUUUUCACAUAUGAACCAGAAUAUUGCAAAAUAAAUGCUUUUGUCCACAAAUGUUAGUUGAAUGGCCACUGUGGUCAUAAAAAUAUCUAAGUUAUGUUAAUGUAAUACAGCUGAAACACGCUGAAUGUUCAGCAUCGUUCUAUCUUAAAUUUCUGAUGUGCCCCUCAAUGCCAAGCAAGUAGACUAUGCCUUCCAAAUAUGUUAUGUUCCUUAGCAGUGACAACAAGGCAGAGGUGGCAAACCUUCGACCCAUGGACCAGUCUUGGCUUGCCACAGAGUCAUGAAGCCAUCUUCUCCAGACUGCACCACUCUCAUCAGCUGAUGUCCCUGGGGACAUCAGAUAGUGGGUGGGAGGAAAGGAUUUAAUCCUGCAUUGGCUGCAUGCCUAUUCCUAUCAUCUGAUGAACAAGGAUUAAAGUACAUUGCAAAAGCCCUGUUUGAAGCAGCUUGUGCUUCAAAAGUCAGUGGAUGGGCAGUGACAGCAGUGAGGUGGGCGAGCACCUACCCUGCUACUGCUGCCCAUUCACUUGCUUAAAGAAGAAGCGCCUCAAACAGGACACUUCUGUUUCAAGAGGCUGAAAUGGGAGUGUAGGGGCUGUCUUAAAGCCUUUGUAAAUCUUCCCACGUUUCCCUUUUAAACCUCAGAUUGGCCAGGCUUGUAGGAGGAAUGUUCCAAAGCCGCAGAAGAGAUUUUGUCAGGUGGGCAUCCUCACCCUCUGGUCAAAUUUGGCCUCUUAGGCUGAUCCUGAUAAGUUUCUGAUCCAUGGAGCCAAAAAGUUCGCCAUCUCUGAAGUAAGAAAAAAUGCUCAAGAGUUAGUUUGAUGAAUUUAUAAAAUUGCAUUAGUUUAAUGUGAUGCUUACUUUAGCUCAUUACCUACACCUAUAGAAAUUAUUUUUAAAACUUAUGCAUUUUUGGGUUGUAAAUCAUGUAUUAGGAUUCAUUCUUACCCCUCUGCCUUACUACAGGUUCAAACUGGAGUCCCUUUAUAACUCUGGUAUGAAAAAACUGAGAAGUUUUGCAUUAAAACUGUGACUUUGUUUCCUGUGUCAGGGAGACUUAUUGAUCAGCAGUCUAAUAAACUGGCAAAAGAUGAAAUGCUACAGAUGAUCCGACAUGGAGCAACACAUGUAUUUGCUUCCAAGGACAGUGAACUGACUGAUGAAGAUAUUACCACUAUUUUAGAAAGAGGUGAAAAAAAGGUGAGAGGAUUUGGAUGGUGCUGUAUGUUACCAUUACUUUCAUUGUUGCUCAUCUUCUGUCUCUAUAAAAAUCAUCUGCUUUGAAUUAAGAAAAAAGAAUCAAGUCUGUCUGAGUUAGCUUUUCAAGUAUCUUAUCAAAUCAGUUUUUAUGUUUUAUUGAUGAAAAAUGGCUUUUCUAAAGAUUAACUUCAUUUUAUUUUUGAUGGCCUGCUUUAGACAGCUGAAAUGAAUGAGCGUUUGCAAAAAAUGGGUGAGAGCUCUCUCCGAAACUUCACUAUGGAGACAGAAAUGAGUUUGUACAAUUUUGAAGGUGAAGAUUAUAGAGGGAAACAAAAGGUACCUUUCUGCUGUACUGAUAAGUAUAAAUGUGUUUGCAUUGUACUGUUAAGGGAAUAAAGUUCCACUUCAAAGAGGUUAACAACAAACACUCCUAAUAUUCAGAGCAGGUUAUGUAGGGAAGAUGUAGGAUUUCAAUGUACUCCCCCCGUCCCCUUUGGUUCACUUUACCUAUAGCACUUUUUAGGGGUAUUAACCAGGCUUAGAGUAUAUCUAUCAAAAAGAAAGAGUCCUGAGAACACAUCUUUCUGGAAUCUGAACAUUCAGAGAAAACAAAUGAAGCUUGCUGUAACAAGACAUAAUUGUAUGUUUCACAUUAGUUUCACAUUAGAAAACUAACUCUGUUCCCUUACCUGUUUUUGAGGGAGUCCAUAAUAAUGUAAAAUGUAAAUGUAAAAUGUAUUCAGCAUGGACACUGUAGAACUGUUGCAUAUGCAGAGGAAAACAUACUGUAAGACAGAAGUUAAAAGGAUAUGUAGGCAGAUUGAGAGGCCUCUGUUUAGAAAGAUACUAGAAUGGGAUUCUGUCCAUAAUGUGAGGGAAUAAUAACUGUGAAGAAAAGAAAUGAAUGAAAGCAAUCUAUCACUGUACGAAAUGGGACAAUAAAGCUAUAAGAGCAGGAAUUUAUUUCAUGGAAGAUGUCUAGCAUUCUUUUAAGAGCCUACAAAUAAAUGCAGACCUUGGAUUGGAAGAUUCUGUUAAAGCAAAGAACUGCUAGUUUUCUUAAGUGAAGUGAAAGAAACUUGCUGAAAAGUGAACUCUGUUCUAGAGUUCUGUUAUAGUUCAUGCAACAGGGCAACAUAAGGCCUACCCGCUUCAUUUAAUGAGGCAAGGAUUAUGAGCCUGGUUUCAAGUUAAGGUGUUUGGAAUGUUUUGUUGGUUUCUCUGCUUACAAGAGGAAUAUGAAAACAUACAAAACUAAUUUCUUCUGCUUAUUCAAAAACUAUCAGGUUUCAAAGAGGAGUUGGAAAUUAAAAAACAAAACCUGAAAGAAAUGCUAUUCUAAAGUAACCCCUCUUGAACUAAGUGAUUUGCUAUAUUAUCCAUUCAUAGCAAUGCAGGCAGUUUAAUAUCUAUUGAAACAUGCACUAGUCUUCAUUCCAGUCUUCUGCAUUCUAGUCUUGUCUUAAAACAAGUACCUCUGUCAACAAUACCAAUUGAGCAAUUAAAUAUGUACUACUUAGAAUUAUCUUUUGGUAUUUUUUAAAAGUUUUGAUCUUAUUUGUUUUCUAGCUGAGCAUGAUGGAAUGGAUAGAGCCUCCAAAACGAGAACGCAAAGCCAACUAUGCUGUGGAUGCCUAUUUCAGAGAAGCUCUUCGAGUUAGUGAACCAAAAAUCCCAAAGGUGAGAGGACAGUUUGGUAGUUCAUACUAGUUACACCCACCUCCCAACCUCAGCCUUUAAUAACCUUUUUUAUAUAAAAACAUGUUGCAACAUGUCCAAAGACAAACAUGUAGCAUUAAUGGUAUAUAUGUUUAAUUUCAAAGGCUCCACGACCUCCGAAACAGCCAAAUAUUCAAGAUUUCCAGUUCUUUCCCCCACGGUUGUUUGAACUCCUUGAAAAAGAGAUUCUUUAUUAUCGCAAGACCAUAGGCUACAAGGUAAGGAUCUGUUUUCCUUCCCUUCCCUAAUAUGAGGCAGGAAUGUGGAUUUCCAUGUAUCCACAUUUUGAAAAUGAUUAGAUGACCUGCUCUUAUGUUAAUGGGGGACAUUAUAAAUUACGUUGUUUGCUCAAGGGUGAAGCGGAGUGAGAGCAAACACAAUCAAAAGUGAUUUUAACAAGGAAAAGGAGGAGCAGUCUCCUCUCUGUGUAAGCUUCUGAUCCCAGUUGUGGCUUCCUGCAGCUGCUUGACUUUAAAAUUAAACAAAAACAUUGGGGGAAGACAUUAGAAUCAUAGAAAGCUUGAUCCUAACCCACAAAGGAAUAGGGACAGCAGACAUUCUGGUGCCUUGAACACGCCUCAGCAAGAGUGCUGCCAUUAAGGCUGUGUGAAUAUUUUGUGGUGACAGUGAUGUCCCCCAGCUACCACCACUACACCCUUCUAGGAUUACUGCUGUUGAGCUCUGAGUGCUAUUUUGUCAGGUUGGGCCUCCACAUUAGUGGUUCUACUGUCUGCCACCUUUGGUCCUGCUUGACAGCUCUGCCCCUACAACUUCUAUGCAUUGUUUCCAAAUAAGACUUCCAAAUUCGUCCCUUUAAAUAUUUGCAUUUUUGGCACAUUGUCAAAAGAAAUUCAACCAUAGAUUACAGUGGUACCUUGGGUUACAGACGCUUUGGGUUACAGAUGCUUCGGGUUACAAACUCUGCUAACCAGGAAGUGGUUGCUCCAGGUUAAGACCUUUGCCCCAGGAUAAGAACGGAAAUUGCGUGCCAGCAGUGCAGCGGCAUUGAGAGGCUCCAUUAGCGAAAGCGCGCCUCAGGUUAAGAACCAUUUCAGGUUAAGAAUGGACCUCUGGAACGAAUUAAGUUCUUAACCUGAGGUACCACUGCAGAUAGAUUGUAUGAAUAGUAAUAUUGUGCUUGGAAAAGAACAAUAUGUUGGUAUGGUCUUUCAUCUUCAAAGGAUAAAAUCAGAGCUAUUUAAUUCUAUGUUUCUAAACUUUGCUUCCGUGACUGACAUGCUUAAAUGGAAAUAUUCAGUAGCUAAUUUAUAUAGUCACUGGCAAAAUUACUUCCAUGCUUUCUAAAAAUGGUUUUACAAUGGUAACAAUUUGCCUCGUAACAUGCUCUAUAUAAAGCCAAGAUUAUAUAUGUGCUGAAAUCAGUGAAAUAUUUUGUAAACCAAUGUCAGGGAUAAGAUAAGCUCCAGUUUCUUGUCCUGAAAUAACUGGCAUGAAGAUAUCUCUCAGGCUUCUUAGAUAUGAUGGAUAGGAAAUGUGUUACUUUUCAAUAGCAGCUAUGUGAAGUUAAGUAUCAUUUUAAAAUGAAUAUCAGAAGUGUGUGGUAGAAAUGGGCACAUUUUCCUCACUACAAUAGAUAUAAUUUCAAAAGCUUGCUGUGAAUAAAAGAAGAAAACAGAACAAAAUCAGCAAUAUUUCCUUCUGAAGAAUAUAUUAGCUACAUUUACCUAUGUAUAAGAUCUAUGUCCUAAGACUUGAAUUCCAUUUCACAAUCCCAAAAAUAACAUUCUUUUCCAUAGUGUACCUGGGAUCUUAGUGACACAAAUAAAACUAUUUGUCCCAUCCAGUUGGGGAGAGGUCAUGUGCUCUGGACAAUUUCUGAUUCCUCAUAUUGUUCUGGUGACCAUAUGGUGUUCAAAAGACAGAACACAUGUGGACAGAGUAGUGGGCUAGCUCAGCCCAGAACAUCAGUCCCACCCCGGGUCCAAAUAGCGUCACCUGCCUCCAGGAAGAGGCGUCAGAGUGGUGGUGUGCGGGUGUGGAAGUGUCUUCCUUAUGGGUCUGACAGGCUAUGGAUGGAGAGUUACCAAGGUUUUGUUUUUUUAAUACAGUUCUUACUGAGUUUUAAUGUAUUACAAAAAUUACAGUCAUUGGAUAUCUACAAAUAAAUAAAACUACCAAAAAAGCCCCACCCACUUCAUUUACAGAGAUAAACAGGACCAAGACCCCACACUGCAAUUCAAGGUGCAAUAUGAAAUAUGACAGUACAGUUAAUAUAAGCUUAAUAAGCUGUCAAAAACAGUAUGUGCCAAGUCAAAAUACUCAAAUAUCUUUAAUACGGUCAAUGACCAGCAAGCAUUUAUAAAAUAAAAUAUGACAAUAUAAGUACAGUAUGUGAAUAUUUAAUGUUGAAUGUGUUCCGUUGCCCUUCAGUUAUUUUUUUUAAGAAAAUACAGUUUCUGACUAGCAAAUAUGGAAAAAUUAAAGAUUGAAUUUCUCCACAUAGACUUCAGGAUAUCCACACCAAUAUUUUGCUGGGGCCAUCUUGCUGUGCUUCUGUGCAUUUUUGUAUCCAAGGAAGGGAAACUGAAUAGCCUCAAAUUGAUCUCUUUUCUGUUGCCCUCUCAUCCCCUCUAGUUUAUGAGAGAGACAAUAAUUUACUUGUUCUUUAAGAUCCUAUUUGACCUGUCAAACAGUUCCAGUAGUGUGUAAUAUGGGCCAAGUGUUUGGGUGUCAAAUAUCAGCUGUGUAUUAAUUUCAAAGAUAUCUCUCUCACAGAGGCAGAGAUUGAUUUAUAGGUUGGCUUUUCCCACAGCCCUUACCAGGAGAGUUACCAAGUUGGUCACCAGGUCAUCCACUAUAAGACAUUUAUCAUCCACAGUCUUAUUGUGGAGGAAGGUCCCAACCUCUCAUGUAUUACUCAGACUUGGGUGGGCAAGCCAAGAUAUCUUGAUCUAACCCUGUGUUGCUUUCCUGGGUUCUUUAUGCAGCAUCAAGACAAAUGGAUCAUAUGCCUCUUCCUUAAGAAUCAACCUAAACCAGGAAACUGAUUAUGUAUGGGGGCUGGCUUUGAGGAUCUGUGCCUAGUGUCACUUCAAAGAACAAAGCAGGGAUUUUGCUGGUGUACUAUCCAUCCCACUGCCCAACAGUCUCCAUAGCCAAGAUGGCCUACCCCAGAUAGAUCAGAUACUGGGAGACUUCCAGCAUCACACUGGAUCUGCCUUAAAAGCACCUGCCUGGAACUUCAUGGUCACCAUCACAAUCAUGAGCUUGUCUCAGUACAUCACAGCUCAAAUGCAUGUGGCAAGAUAGGUCCUUGAUAUGCUUUCUGCUAUAGUGUGUAGGGAGUGUUUUAGUGUUUCCGUUGCCAUGCAUGAGUUAUUUCCUGGCAAUGCCUGGCUUGACAGUGGCAGUUCUUUCUCCCCCACCCCCUGCCCAUGCCAGGCCAUUCCCGCAAGGUGGGGGGACUUACUGAGAUGAUUUGCUCAUAGAGACUUAAGGAAUCCAAAAGAUUACUGAAUGCUCUGGAAUAUUUUCCAGUUGACAUGGCUGGUGCUCUUGUCAAGGCUCUUUUUCAGUUUAGAAUGGUGAAGAGGACACAAUCAAUCCUAUAGGGCCCUUUUUUGGUGACAAGGAACCUGUACUACUCCCCCUGCCCCUGUUUUCAGGAGAGUUACAGGCAAGGAAGCAGAACAGGUGACAGUGGGGUGCGAGUGCCAGAAAUCUCACAGAGAAUACCACUGAGCACAUGAUUGCUUCCAUCACUGCCACAUGGUAGGCACAAAGUAGGCUUAUUUUUCCACCUUUUUCUUAUUUUUCACAUGCUCAGCUAGCUGCCCAGGAGAGCUUUUCCAAGUGGUUAAUGAACUGUUGAGAUAUGCCCCAAAGGUUAUGGGCAAUGGAGCAUCAGAGUGUUGCUCUGACAAAUUUUCUAAGCACUCCAAUGGUAAAGUUGUUCACUUUCACUCUGAACUUGAUACCACUGUUGAUACAGUUUCAGCUGAGGUGUCCAGAGCACUGACAGGUCCAGUUGCAUGAGAUCAAUUUCAGUGAUAGUGAUUGUAAAUGAUGCCAGGUGUGGAAAAGGUUGGUGCUUGCCAAAAAGGCCUUAGGGUUCUAAUAAUCACUGUAGUUGGGGGAAAGUUAGAAAUAUUAAAAGAAAUAAAGAGCACUAAAAACACAUUUAAACAUUCUUUUGAUAUCAGAUAAUUGCAACUUGUGUUCAUUCCAUUUUACCCUAACUGUACGAAUUAAUGUCUGCUUCACUGUUUAAUCGCUGGAGUAACACACAUACAUUUCCUCCUCCCCUUCUCUUUCUUGUUUGUGGUAUCUGGGAACACUGAAAGGCUUAAAGAAAACCCUCUUGAGGUGCAGUGGUUGCUUGCUAGUUGCAGUUAUCAUUACAUUUCCAUGGACAAGAGCCUGCAAGCUAUAAAAGGACAAAUAUAGAUGGAUGAGUUAUGAUAUGCUACAUUCACCUUGCCUGAAGAACUUUCUGAGGACUGUAAACACAAGUAAAAGAUGUUUCUCCACCAGCGGCCACAUGCUAGCGAAAUAUUUCCUUCUCUAACAAAUACUCAGUAGAUGAGAAGCGCAUCAAUCCCACCCGACUAGUGUUUCUCACAAAGGCAGUAAAGGGAGAUGGAUAGGACUAUAUACAGAACCUUUAAUAGCAUUGCUCUUUUACUAUACAUUCAUUCCACCACUGAUUUUAGGUCCCCAGAAACCCUGACCUCCCAAAUGCAGCUCAGGUACAGAAAGAGGAACAGCGGAAGAUUGAUGAGUCAGCUCCUCUUACUUCAGAAGAGACUGAAGAGAAAGAAAGACUUCUUACCCAGGUAAAUGGCUUUUAAAUUUCUUUUCUUUAACAAAAGAAGAACUUAUAAACAAAGAAGAACAUUUAUAAGCUUGUGUGCUUACUGUGUGACAAGCUAGAUUGUGAUGAUAAAAGGUUGAUAACAGCCAUGUGCAGUAAACGCAGGCAGUGAUAACUAGUUUUCCUAUGGAAAACUGCAGAUACCACCAUCUGAUCUUACAAAUUAUCUCAUAGUUACAUUAAUUUGAAGGGAUUUAGUUACAGUACCUCUGUUUUGGAUUGUGAGUGUGUGUAGAAACUGAGAAAGUUGGUUAGGCUCUUCUAUUUUCAAAAUGGCAGCUGCUAAGCUGUCGCUGGUGUGUCAGGUGAUUUCUCUCCACAAAAAGGUGCAGGUGGAUGAGAGUUCAGAGAAGAGAGCAGCUGAACUCAACAAUAGUCAAGUUGAAUCUCAAGUCCUUUGACAGUUCCUUUGGAAAGAUCACAUUGUUUCUCUCAGAGUGAAUGGUUUUCUUCUUGCAAUGAUUACAUUAUUAAUCUUCCUUCGAAUAGCAUAGUUGUGUACACUGCAGUGGAUAGGUUCUGGCACUCUCAAAUGAAGCAUUCUUUAGCUGUCCACUUCAGCUUUCAAAACUUAGAUUUACUUUAUGCAUUUAACUUGUCUUGUUGACACUUACAUAAUUAUUUUUGGGUUACUCUGAAGAUCAUUUUUAGCUCACUUGACUUUUUAAAUAUUAUAAGGAAGGAAGUGCAGGGUUUGCUCACAUUCUCUGAUACUUUUCUGCAUGUAAGUAGUCACAUUCUUGAGUGGUGUUCUUAAAUGGUUAUUUUAGUAAUUGUCCUUUGAAAAUUUAAAUUGCCUUGUGUUGAUUGAAGUGAAUCUCUUGAAAGUACAAUAUCAGCUAUAUCACUCUUAGUUUCUGUGUAGGCAGUUUAAAAAUCUUUAAUGCUAGCAUUGCUCUCUGGAAGUAGAGCUAUACCAAAGUACCUGGAAUUUUUCUUAUUUCUCUGUAAUACCUUUGAUCAAGCCAAAGCCAUAUGACUCUAUCUACUCCUUCGCUGGUUGAAAGCAUUCUUCCUCUUUUUGUCACGUAUUAAGGACAGAAUAUAAAUAGAAGAGCUGCUUUUAUAGGCUUCUGUUAAUAUUUGAAAUACAAAUAUGCAUUUCACUUCUUAUUCACCCAAAAGCAAUUAGAAUUAAACCAGCAAAACCAAAUGUAGAUAUGGUGCCUCUCAUUGCCAUUGGUUUUCUUUUCAGACAUUCCUUGUUAAACUGUGGUGGAUACAAACGUUCCCUUCCUCUGAUGAAAGUAGAUUUUAUUUGAUGGAAGAACUGCUUUUGUUGACCUAUGAAGUUUUUUUUCCACCAGGGGAAGACUUUCUGUUGGAGCAAUGGAAGCUUUGGAUCCAAUCUGUUGUAUAGAACAGUUUGUUCUCCUGUAUGCACAAUGUCAGAAAUAAUUUACAGUUGGUUUGUUACAACCAUGUGAAUUGAGUGUCAUGUCUGCAGUUAGUUCGACAUUCAUUAUCUAUGGAAUCUAGGAGUAAAAAUGAUAAAGAUGAAAUUUGGAAGCUUUUUUUACUAGAAACUCCAUGAAGUUCUUUUUUAAAAGUUGCCAUUAUUCUUGUAACUUAUAAAUCAACUUCUAGUGGGUUAAGAACCUGAGGGAUUUUAAAAUUCUGACUUAAUAUACAAUGUUAGCUUUGGGGUAUUUUGUUUUGUUUUGCAUCUGCUACAAGAAGUUCUUGCAAUUGUAUUGAUAGAGGAGGUGUAGGGAAAUGGGUGUUUUGGCUCCAUUUUCUUUCUAUCCAGGUGUUCAUUUCAUUCACCAUUUGCUUUGUAAGUAUUCAAAACAGAAUGUUAUUGCAUUUAGUUCCAGGAUGCCCAGGAGAUUGCCAGUGACAUCUGGACAAGUGCCCUCAUACUCUUGCAAUUUUAUUUGUUACUUGUGCUUGCUCAAGUGUGAUAUAAGUGAAAAUCCAUUAAGAUUUGAAUUGAACUUUGUUUCUUUGAAGAAAUGCCAUUUACAAGCGUGAAUAAAAAGCUUCUCUCCCUGAUGCAUGGGGAGCUGUGUGCAAAAAUAACUCGUUCAACUUUUUAUGACUGAGUAAUAAACCUUGGAUAAUAGAUGUUUAUGGAAAUCCUGCAAGAUCAUUAACCCCUGUAAUUAUUAUGUGACAUUGUACCGAAGCAUUAACGAGCAAAUCCAACUGUAUCCUUCUAAGAUGCAAGAUCUAGCAAAACAUUUCCUCCUUCACCUAAUGGCAACUCCUUGCUUAACAGGGUUUUACAAACUGGAACAAAAGAGACUUCAACCAGUUUAUUAAAGCUAAUGAAAAAUAUGGACGAGAUGAUAUAGAUAAUAUUGCCCGUGAAGUGGAAGGAAAGUCACCUGAAGAAGUUAUUGAAUAUUCAGGUUUGUCAAAUAUAUCUUGGAUAAUUAAAAAAAUAUUUCCAAAAUGGUUAUAUUUGUUGGGUUACUUUUGUAGUUCUACAAGGGUUGGCAAUUUUGAAGAAUGUGUAGUGUAGAAAGAAUGCAUGGUCCCGCAUGGAAAGAUUUAAAAUCUGCAGAGGGAUUAUGCUGAGAAUGCUACUCUGUAACCCUUUAGCCAUUACUAUUCUGCACUGUUUUUUAGAUCGUGACAUGCUUCAUUUGCCACCGCUGUGGAUGGCAAAGCAGGGGCGGAGCGGCUAGAUUUAUUCUUCCCUUCUCUUGACAGCAAUAUAAUGCUGAUAAUGAUUUUGUUGAGUGAUAGGAAUUUGGAAGAACCCAAAAUGCAGUUCUAAUGUAUGCAGACAUAAUUCUGUUUUGCAGCCUCAGCCGUACCUUUUCAAGGGUGAGGUGUGUUUUUAAAUAGUUUCAGCCAUUUAUUGGAAAACACUAGAAAUUGCUCCUGCCUCCCUACAAACACGCACAUAACACCACAUGCUGACCGCUUGUUGUUCACUGAGGUACAGCACUGGAAAAAAAGAAAAGAAGCAAACUGCUCCAAGGUCACCCAGCGAGUCUCAUGGCUGAGUAAGGAUUUGAACCUGGAUCUGUACAUCUUUGGCUGCUUCGGACUGGAUGACCCUUUGGGUCCAUUCCAGCUCUACAAUUCUAUGAUUUUAUGACAUGAUAGACAUCCUGUGCCAGAGUUUAGAGUAUAUUUGCAUGCUCAUGUUUAAUGAAAAGUUGUAAUCGGAGGUUUUGAUUGAGAGUAGAGAAGUUUAAGUGGGGGGGGGAUUACUAAGCAGUUUGCUUCUGUCUGUUUUCUGCUCAAUUCCACCCCCCACCCCCUGCCUAGCAAUUUGCUGGGAAACAACUCAGCUCUAUACAGUGAGCGGGAAAAGUAUUUGAUCCCCUGCUAAAUUUUCCCGUUUGGCCUCUGAUGAAGAAAUGACCAGUCCAUAAUUUUAAUGGUAGGUUUAUUGUAGCUGUGAGAGACAGAAUAACAACAGGAAAGCCCCCAGAAACCCAGAAGACAAAAGUCAGAGAUUGAUGUGCAUUAUAAUGAGUGAAAUAAGUAUUUGAUCCCUUUGCAAAAGAUGACUUGGUGGCAAAACCCUUGUUGGCAAUUACAGAGGUCAGACAUUUCUUGGUAGGUGGCCACCAGGUUUGCACACAUCUCAGGAGGUAUUUUGUCCCACUCCUCUUUGCAGAUCCUCUCCAAGUCAGUAAAAUUUCGAGGCUGAUGUGUAGCUACUCAAACCUUCAGCUCCCUCCACAGAUUUUUGAUGGGAUUAAGGUCUGGAGACUGGCUAGGCCACUUCAGGACCUUAAUGUGCUUCUUCUUGAGCCACUCCUUUGUUGCCUUGGUCGUGUGUUUUGGGUCAUUGUCAUGCUGGAAUACCCAUCCUUGACCCAUUUUCAAUGCCCUGGCUGAGGGAAGGAGGUGCUCACCCAAGAUUUGACAAUACAUGGUCCUGCCCAUCGUCCCUUCAAUGCGGUGAAGGUGUCCUGUCCCCUUAGCAGAAAAAGACCCCCAAAGCAUAAUAUGUCCCCCUCCAUGUUUGAUGGUGGGAAUCGUGUUCUUGGGGUUGUAGGCAGCAUUCCUCCUCCUCCAAACAUGGUGAGUUGAGUUGAUGCCAAAGAGCUCUAUUUUGGUCUCAUCUGACCACAACACUUUCACCCAGUUCUCCUCUGGGUCAUUCAGACGUGCACUGGCAAACUGCAGACGGGCCUGUACAUGUGCUGUCUUGAGGAAGGGGACCUUGCGGGCUCUGCAAGAUCUCAGUCCUUCACGGCGUAGUGUGUUACCACUGUUUUCAUGGUGACUAUGUUCCCAGCUGCCUUGAGAUCAUUGACAAGUUCACCGUGUAGUUCUGGGCUGCUUCAUCACUGUUCUCAUGAUCAUUGCAACUCCACGAGAUGAGAUCUUGCAUGGAGCCCCAGACUGAGGGAGGUCGACAGUUAUUUUUUGUUUCUUCCAUUUGCGAAUUAUUGCACCAACUGUUGUCACCUUCUCACCAAGCUGCUUGUCAAUAGUCUUGUAGCCCAGUCCAACCUUGUGCAGGUCUACAAGCUUGUCCCUGACAUCCUUGGACAGCUCUUUGGUCUUGGUCAUGGUGGCUACUUUGGAAUCUGCUGGAUUGAUUGCUUCUGUCAACAGGUGUCUUGUACAGGUACUGUAACGAGCUGGGAUUACAGGUAAGACCUCUCCCUUAUAGCAGGUGCUUCUAAUCUCAGCUGGUUACAUACAGUGAAGAUACCAAGUAGCCUGCCAUCUGGCUGGUUGAUAGGCAAUCAAAUACUUAUUUCACUCAUUAUAAUGCACAUCAAUCUCUGACUUUUGUCUUCUGGGUUUCUGGGGUUUUUCCUGUUGUUAUUCUGUCUCUCACAGCUAUAAUAAACCUACCAUUAAAAUUAUGGGCUGGUCAUUUCUUCAUCAGAGAGCAAACAAGAAAAUUUAGCAGGGGAUCAAAUACUUUCCCCCCUCACUGUAUGUAACAUUGGUUGUUUUCAGCGGGCCUUUUCUGGAGCAAGCACCUGGAGAUUCAGAUUAUUUCAUAUAUUUCCACAAAAUCACAUCAGAGAUGCAUUUGCUUUCUGUUGCAAAUUUCUUAAGGGACUUAGAGCCUUUGUGGAAAAAAGACUUUCUGUAUGAAGUCCAACUCACUACAUUGUAAGAUUUUAAAAAAAUAUAUUCUAAAUAUAUAUAUGAUAAUAUACCUUGUUUAAACUGUGUUAGGCAAUAUUGGGAAAGAGUAAAAGCUUUAAUUAUAUAAAAGUAGUUAUUAAUUUUAUUUUAUUACAAAGCAUUUAAGGUGUUUUUUUUGAAUGCUUGAAAUUUUCAGCUGUUUUUUGGGAACGUUGCAAUGAACUCCAGGACAUUGAGAGGAUCAUGGCUCAGAUUGAACGAGGGGAGGCCAGAAUACAGAGGCGAAUUAGCAUCAAAAAAGCCCUGGAUGUCAAAGUAAUUUUUCCACAAAUUAAUAUUUCCUCUGAUUAAUUUUUUCCCUAAGAAACCAGCAUAUGGUUAUGUUCCCCACUGAUAAAGUAUUCUCAGUCCCCUUCUAAUUUUUCAGUACAAAGCUUACACUAAUUCAGUGGUGAGCAAAGUUAUUCUUUUCUAUGAUAAGUAGUUUAACUUUAUUAAGCCAUAUGGAUUGAAAUUCCCAGUAUAAACACAUUAGGAUUGUUACACCAGCUGUAACAAUUUUAGUCUUACAACUGGCUAAAUAAAGUCUUGAUUAGGGGCUGAUUUAAUGGCUGCUGACUUUAGUAUAAUCCCACUGCAGCUAAAAUAGCAUAAAUGGCCAUUGAAUAAUAUUCAUAUGCACAUUCCUAGUAAAAAUCUUUUUUCCCUUUAGAUUGCUAGAUACAAAGCACCUUUUCAUCAGCUGCGUAUACAGUAUGGAACAAACAAAGGCAAAAACUACACAGAAGAAGAAGAUAGAUUCUUGAUAUGCAUGUUGCAUAAAAUGGGAUUUGAUAAAGAAAAUGUGUAUGAAGAACUAAGACAGUGUGUACGCAAUGCACCCCAAUUUAGAUUUGACUGGUUUAUCAAAUCUAGGACAGCAAUGGUAAGUAAAUAGUGUUGAUUUACAAGACCUUAGUUUUUGCAUGUUUUUUUUAUUUAUUUAUUUCAAAGGGUUUUAGGUCUUCCUGUGUUUCAUUAUGUUACACUGAUUUAUGUUUUGAAUUUGUUAACUUUUAUCAAAAAGCAAUAUAGAGAUAUUGAAUCAAUCAUUAUGUCAGGGGAACCUGAGCCCUUCCAGAUGUUGAUGGACUCCAACUCCAACCAGUCCCCCAGCAUGACCUAAUGAUCAUGACUGAUGGGAGGUGUGGUCCAACAAAAUCUAGAGUAUACCAAGCUCUCCAUCCCUGGUCUGUACAGUGGUGCCUCGCAAGACGAAAAGAAUCCGUUCCGCAAGUCUCUUCGUCUUGCGGGUUUUUUCGUCUUGCGAAGCAAGCCCAUUAGCGGUUUAGCAGAUUAGCGCUACAGUAUUAGCGGCUUAGCGGGCUUAGCGGAUCAGCUGAUAAGCGGCUUAAAGAUCACCUGAUAAGCGGCUUAGCGAUCAGCUGUUAAGCGGCUUAGCCAUCAGCUGAUAAGCGGUUUAGCGGCUUGGGAAAAAGGGGGGGAAAAGGAAAAAAAACCCGCAGGAACUCGCAAGACAUUUUCGUCUUGCGAAGCAAGCACAUAGGAAAUUCGUUUUGCGAAGCACCUCCAAAACGGAAAACCCUUUCGUCUAGCGGGUUUUCCGUCUUGCGAGGCAUUCGUCUUGCGGGGCACCACUGUAUGUAUAUUAUACUACAAGAACAACAGAAUGAGUAUGUAUGAGAGCGAGUGCAUUUAAAACUCUAGUCUUAGAGUUCUUGCAUAUCCCUAGCCCUGUCCAGUCAAGAUGCUGGCAAGUACCGCGGCACCCAAAGUCUUAUGGGGUGUGUGUGGCUACGCAAAUGGACAAGUAGGUGCACUACAGAUUCAGCAGCAGUGGUAGUGUGAAGACAGCCAAUAUAAAACCAAGCCCACAUGAACAGGAAGUACCACUUGGCUGCUUUCUCUUCUGGCGCUACCAUAUCUGGAGAAGCUGCCAUCUGGAAGUUUGUCCUGAUCCUGAUAUUAGUCACAGAUGCAGUGUCUGGUUUAAAGACCGAUUUUGGUACAAUUGUACAUUCACUCAUUAACAGUAAGUAAACAAAAUUACUCUAUUUUCCAGUAUCAGCUGAUGCAUAGACGUGCUCAUUUAAUAUUGGUGUCUGAUGCAGUUCUGUGGUUUGCUAUUAUAAUUUGAGUACUUCCCAGAAGCAUGCAGUGCUGCACAACUAACAUCUGUUAUAUGUGGUUGAUCCUGUAGUGUUUUUGUUUUUUGAAGGAAGACUGUAUGGUAGAGUUGUUUCAAGGAUGACAUAUUUUUCACAGUGGCAGUUUAGCAACGGUUCUCUUGAUAAUUAAUUAAAGCCUUGAGGGAAAGAUAUACCACUUCAUUAAGAGCAGAAUUUCUGUUUUUGAACCCAAGAGUCAUUUCAUUUAGCCUAAGCUGAGUUUUUUUGUCCACUUCUGUUAUUACAUGGACAAUUUCUCUUCUGUUCAGGAAUAACUUUUAAAUUAUUAUUAUUACGAAAAUAAAUCUGUACUGCCCUCCCCCAAGGAUCUCAAUAUGGUUUCAAUGCUGUUAAAUUGGCUAAAGUCUUCCAAGAAGGGUUACUUUGACUAUGCUUCCCAAAAGGAUCAAAUAUGUCCAAAGGGUUAGUAGUGCCUGAACACCUAUGAUUGGCAGGCAGUAUACCUUUUACCAUGUACUGUGGACAAGUAGUUCCUAUGCAUGGCGUUUUACAUACCACUUCAGCUGGAGUUAUCAGUCCUGGCUGUCACUAUUCUUCCACUUGAAAUUCCAAGCCUGAUCAUGAUGGGAUGCAAUUCUCAUGGUCACAGCACAAAUCUUGUAGAAUGGAAAACAACAACAACAACAUGCAGUAAAGGGCAACCAGAAUGGUUAAGAGGCUGGAACAUGUUCCCUAUAAGGAAAGAUCACAACAUUUGCAACUUGUGGGUUUUGCAGAAAGAUAAGUAAGAGGUUAGGGAAGAGGUAUACAAAAUUAUGCAGAAUGUGGAUAAAGAAUUUUUUUCUCCCCCUCAUUGGGAUCAUUGAUGAAACUGAUUGGCUGGAGAUUCAGAACAGGUAGAUGGAAUCACAUGCUGCAUAGUUAAAGCAUGGAUUUUGCUGCCACAUGAUGUGAAGCUGACCACUAGCUUAAAUGGCUUUACAAGGGCAGUAAAUAAAUUAAUGGAAGCUGUGAUCACCAGUGGGUACUAGUCACAAUGACUAUAUGCUGUGUGCAGAAGCUUAUGCCCCUGAAUAACAAUUUCUGGGGAACAGCAGCAGGAGAGGACUGUUAGUUUGCUUGUGGGCAUCCAAUUAGCUGCUGGAAAUACUGGAUGCUGGACUUGCAUGACCAUUUGCCUGAUGCAAAAGGGCUUAGUUUAAAAAAUUCUUUAUUUUUAACCUGAUUUACAGACUGCAUUUCAGGGCAUGGUUAUUCAGUCAUGUGUUCCGGUGUCUGAUAAUGUUGGGUUUGUAAUCUUUUCAAAAUGUUGUCUAUCUCUUACUUGUCUUGUCAGAAAUGUCUGGCUUAAUGUUCAUACCUUGUUUAUCCAACCAAAAUAUGUAUUUGUUUGCUUAUUACAUUUAUAUCCCACUUUUCCUCCAGUGUGCUCAAGACAGCAUAUAUUUCCUACUUUUUAUUUCCACAGCCAACCUGUCAGAUAGGCUAGGAUGAUUUUAUAUGUGAUUGGCCCAAGGUCUUCUAGUAAUAUUCAUGGCAGAGUAGGAAAUGGAACUAGAGUCCACCCUCCGUCCCAGUCUGUCACACCUCAGUAGCCCAUGAUAUCAUAUCACAGCGGAGAGGUUCUUCCUAGAAUUUUCGUUUUGUAAAGGAUUGCUAGGUAGAAAAUUUAUAAUCUUUUAACAAUUAUUUCAAAAUGCUUAUACUUAAAAACCAAGACUUCUAUGCAUUUUACUUAGAAAUUCAUCAUUACUUUCUGAUGGCCACUAGAUGUCUCCCUAGUUCUGCCUAAAUACAUUGAUUUUUUUUCCAUGUUUCCCCUCUAUGUAUUUAUUUGAAAAUUUCUCUUCAGAAAACUUCUCUUCAGAAACCAAUAUAAAUUCUUUUUUGUUUCUUAUUUUCAUGCAAGCAUAUGGCUUACACAGUAUGAGCUCAUAAAUUGCUUGAUGGUUUCUAUAAAAUUCUAGUUUUUCUGCACCAGACUUUGUACUUCACAUUUAGGUGUUCUGCUGUCGUAACUGCCCUUCUUUGUGACUCUGAGAGGGGAAUGGUAAGCGCACCGCUGAAUCGCAGAUCUGUUCUCUUUAAGGCGUGCAUAUGACUGUUCUCUGUAUACUUCCUAUCCCAUUGGUGCAGAAUCAUUGGGCUGUGAUUUCUCCUUUGAAGUUUUGGUGUUCUUGUCUUUCUGCUUCAUUGGUGGUUUAGAUUAGAGACAGAGAAUGUGGUGGAACUGCAACUCCCAUCAGCUCCAGCCAGCAUGGCCAGUGGUCAGGGAUGAUGGGAUUUGUAGUUCAACAACAUCAGAAGGGAACCAGGUUGGCUGCCCUGGCUUUUGUCCAUGGCAGUGGAGAACAGCACUUCCUCCAUUGAGGUUUACUUGAUACUUUCUGCAUUUGCUGGAAGUUCCAAUUUUUAAUAAGUUAAAUGAUAAUGUUUUUUUUAGCCUUGUGCCUGUUAUGAUGCCUCCUCUUCUUACUCCAUUGACUAUCCAGGGUGCUGAGUGCCAGCACAAUGGAGUUUAUUUUCUGGUAGGGGGAUUCUAGUGUAAAAAGGGAUAGCUGUAAUUGCUUCAUUAGUAAGAUGUGGGUAGGAGAAGUACAACAUUGUUUAAAGCCUAGGAUACAAGGAAAUAUUGUGUGGUGAGAACAAGAGGUCUGUAACAUUCACUGACUGUAUGCUUUGGGGGUCAAUAAGAUAUGGAUGGGGGGGGGGAGGGAACACCAUAGACAGAAAUGCAAAAAAUUGCUACUAGAGCUUCAGCAAAGCCAGACAUUCUUACUUGCUGAGCAGGAGGGAUAUGAUUUCCAUAGGUUUAAUUCACACAAGGAGGACCAAAAGAAGUAGUGCUGUAUUUACUUUUUAACAGUUAGGAAAUGUGAAAAUUCCUGAAUUCAGAGUGCUUUCAGAAACGGAGACUGCGGUUGGCACUGGAAUGAAAUAUCUGUCCUUAAGCCCUGCACUUCAGCACAUGUGGGAGUUGGUGUCCUAUUCAGUGCUCCUCAUAAAUUCCUUUCCGGAGGCAGAGUGUUAGGCUUUCUGGAAGCACCAGCAGAUAUUAUUGAUGAUUUUGUUACAUGUAUUGCUGUGGUGGUAUCAGUGACAUUGGUAAUCUUCAGUAAAUCAUGAAUUCUCCCUGGCCAUACAUAAUGUAUCCAUUGUCACAAACACUGUAUAUGUUGGUAUACCAGUAAGGAAGAGAAAGGGCAUCUGGAAACCAUGACAUUUUAAAGAAAUUGUGGUGUCUGUGUUUACUCACAUUCCAGCCUACACAGAAUAAAAUGAUUUCAUGCAUGUCUCUGAUGCAUGUUCAGAAUGCUUCUUCCAUCAUGCAUGCACCCCCCCCAAAUCUAGUGCAUGUUUCAGUCACACAGUCAGCUUAAAAUUUAAGUAUUCUAGAAAGUCUUAUCAGCUCCCUGCUUUUGACAACUUUGAAUGUAACAAUUCUGACAAUAUGCUGUUAAGCACAUGGGAAGAUAGAACAGCUGUAAGCCAUUUAUAUUUCAGUUACAGAAUUGGGGAGACCAAAUUUCUUCUUCCUCUGGUUUUCCUGAGGAAGAACAAAGGUGCUCCUGUUCGUCCUUCCCAUGUCGUCUUAUGUCAAAAUCAAACCCGCAGGUACAGAUUUGUGGGAGGCAAAAAGAAACACCUGUAAGUGAUUUUUGUAUCAAUACUCUUGGUGUUCAGCGGGAGAAAAAUCUAAAGGCAGUAAGUGCAGAUAAGUUGCCUAGUCUCUCCCCCCCCCCCAAAUCCCUUUGUUGUUUUGAGGUGGUUGUGUUUUUUGGUCAAUCUUGCUCUUUCACUUCUGAUCCUUAUGUAAGUCAAUAGCAAAUGAUUACUAUUCGUAAUCCCCGUACCUUCACAGCUGUCCUGUGAGAAAAGCUAAGCCAAGAUUCAGCAGCUUUUGCUAAAGUCUUUCCCACUGAUAGGAGUUUCAUAACCCUUUCUCUGCUGACCACUUUUCUGCUCUACAUCACCACCCCUGUUGCUUUUCCUACAUAUAUGACACACACCCUUGGUGCAAAUUAGUGUUGUGGAUUUAUUGAGAGAGAAAAGAAAGAUUCUGGGCUCUGAACUGCAGACAUCACUUCAAUUGAAGAACAUUUGUAGUCCAGAGAAAUCAUAGAAUCAGAAAAAAAAGUCUUGUCAUAAAGUGAAACCCUCAGAUGAUGCAGGAAGCAUACUGCUAACUACAUCCCCGUACAAACAUAUUGGAUGGUUUCUUAUCUUAAUCCUACUCAGAGUAGACUCAUUGAAGUUAAUGAGCAUGACUCAUUUCAUUUGGUAUGCUCUGAGUAGGGUUUAGUUUACUACAACCCUUUAUAACUAUAUCUUAAACAUAAGGUUUGUAAUGUUAACUUCAUGUGACAUUCACAAUAUAAGCAAUGUGUUUUCAUUUCUCUUGUAUCCCAAAUUUUAGUUGUAUUUUAAAGAAUACAGUCUUUUAAUUCUUUUUUUUUGAUGGGAUGUUGGUUUCACUGGGAAAAGUGCCCAUGCCUCUAAUUGAUCCUGUUCUUCCUCUCACCGCCCCUUGACAGUUGGGAUUGUUCUACGUGUGUGAAAUAUUCAACUGAAAAUGAGUUUCUGGCUUAGAACAGUGGGUAAUUUUUGAGGCAAUGUGAAGUGCUUGAUAUUCCAGAAAGUUUUAUAUUGUUACAGAGCAACUCCUAAUAGCAGGUCUUUCCUCCUAAGAAAAGACGUAAGAAGCCAGUGAAUCCUAUAGCUUGUACAUGCAGGACCCAGUUUCUGGUUUGCUUCAGUGCAAAGAAGAUGCGGACGUGCAGCUUUUAAACUCAGAAGAUGCCAAAAAUAACUGAGAACAGCCUCUCUGUCCUCUGCCUGAAAUAGAGGCUUUUAAGAAAACUCCUUUGUAUGAGACAGCUGCAUAGAUACGGCAUGACUUUUAUACCCGCAGCACUGGGGUCAGAGACUGAGCUGAAAAUGACUGACUUCAAGGGAUCAUUAGGUUACCUGCUUUUCCCUUUUUUCCUACAAAUGACAUUUCUUAUAGAGGUUGUAGAGAAAAGCAGUUGAAAACUUUUCUGUGGGUUACAAUGAGGAAAGUUAGAGCAUGUGUUUUGCAUGCCGUAGGUCUUGGGGUCAAUCCUUGGCAGUCACUUUUUAAAAGGAUCAUGUAGCAGGCAGUGGAAAAGACCUCUGCUACAGAGACCUCAUAGAACUCAUGCCAGUCAAAGACAACAGUGGACAUAAUGGGCCUAACAUACGAUACGAUAGGAUAUUAUAUUCUUUGGUUGGUUGAUGUUAUUGGUGAUAAUCCCUUAUACAUUGUAAGAUCUUCACUUAACAUAUCUUAACCACCUGGAGCGUAGGGCGAUGUUUCUCAAAUUUUGGUCUCCAGCUGUUGUUGGACUACAGCUCCCAUCAUCCCUGACCACUUCUCCUGCUAGUUAGGGGUGAUUCAUUGCUCUCUGCAUUGCUUGUUGGGCAAGGCCUGCUUGACGGAUGGACUUUGGAGGCUAGGAAUGCUCUUGUGGGAACUGAUGGCCCUACAAGAUGUUGUGACAAUUUCUCAGAGAGCCUAAGAGCUCUUUAUGCGCCGGAUAAUGCAGGCAGACCCAGCGUGCUUGAAUUUAACUUGCGUAAUUUCAACUAGCCUGCCUUCUACUACACAUGGUUGGGAUCAUGCAAGUUAAAUGCACAUAUUGUGUAUUUGUACUGUACUCCAAAACAGGCUGAAAAAUUUAUUUAUUUAUUUAUACAUAAUUUAAAUUUCUAUAAACAUGCUUCAUCCCAAAACGAUCCCAGGAGUAGUGUACAGCAGUUGUACUCUUAAUUGUUUUUAAAAUUUAUUUCCUUAUUACAUGUAUAUGCCUUUGCUUCAAGGAGCUCACUACCACCCCCAUUGUUUUCCUUGCAGUGGCCCUGUGAAGUAGGUUAGUUUGAGAGAGAGUGACUGGACCAUGGCCACUCAGUGAACUUAAUGACUGAUUAUUUGAAUCUGGGUAUCUAAAUUUAAUAACUAUACUACAGUGGUGGUGGAAUCAGCCCAUUUUUAAAAACAUAAUCUCAAUUUAUUUUAGCAGUAUCUUGAAAUUGGAUAUAAAUGAAGUGUUGCAGGAUGGUUUGAAGUGCUCUUUCAGAAGGUUUCUGAAUUAUUUUAUAUUAAUUAUUUUAAGAGAUACUGUGUUUUAUAUGGAACUGAGUGAAAAGGUAAAAAGGCUGCCAUAAAAUGAAUGAUAACGGAAUUUUCUUUCUGUGUGUGUGUUUGCAUGCAUGCACUUUUUGAAAACAUUUUGCAUGCCAUAGAGCACAUUUUCAUUUGCAUUUAGGUGUUAGUCAUGCUUUUAUUGCAGUUUGUUUUAGAUGAGCCAGCUCGGCAAGUCUAAAGUGCAAAGCUCUAGAAGAGUCUUGUUGAAAUCAGUAGCUGUGGCAAUUUGUAUUGUCUCUUUGUAAGUUGUAAAGCCCUUAUAAUACUUCUCUUUCUAAGUUGCUGUAGAAUCUCAUAGGACAUAAUUAGAGAAAAAGUCAACAUCCCAUUGAAUUUUAUCAUUAAAUACCCAUUGAUUUUAAUUACUCUGUACUGCACCCUAAAGCUACAAUCAACAAUAUGUUUUGCUAACAUGAAACACAUUUUAAAAGGACUUUGUGGGUGUCAUUUUAGAAUUUUGACAGGUAUGAGUGAUCUGCACCUUCUCCUCUGAAUGUCUUGCUUGCUUAAUGUCUCUGUAUGUUUGGCGAGGUUGUCACAGAAUUUGAUAUAUAUACACAUAUAUAUUAAUCUUAUUUCUCAGGAACUCCAGAGACGCUGCAAUACACUCAUAUCACUCAUUGAAAAAGAAAAUAUGGAAAUUGAGGAAAAGGAAAGAGCUGAAAAGAAAAAGCGGGGAACAAAAGCUCCAGCGGUAAUCAAUCAUCAGCACCCCUUCCAAACAUUUAAAAUACUUAUGUUGCACUUUUCCAGCAUGUUUUCAAAGUAUCUUAUAAUGCAGAGAAGAAUAACAUAAAACAGUACUUAAAUAAAUAGGAUUUUAAAAACAUAAAUAACCAGCAGAUGAGUGAGAAGAGUCACUUUAGGAAGUCCAAAGGAUGAGUAGAGAGGUUUUACAGUCCUUCUGGAAUGAAAACAAGGUGGAAUAAUUCCUCACUUCCAAGGUCCCUGAUUUUAGUGGCAGAUGUUCAGAUUACACAGAAUAUAUGUUAACUGAAUUGGGCCUGGGAAACCUGUGGCCCUUAAGAUGGCCAUGAUGGCUUGGGGUGACAGGAGUUGGACUUCCCAAAAAUAUCUGGAGGGCCACAAGUUUUCCACCUUGGAUGCAGGAAGAGACAGUCUCUAAAGUAUGUGGGUCAUAGGCUUUACAAGUUCAAGGUUCAGGCUUUGUAGAUGAACUAUAAUAGUAGCUUACUUUGAAAGUACUGUAGUUAUUGAGGUAGAAACAAAUCAUAGCACAGCAUGCUUAGAGGUUUCCUUCUCCUUUUCCUUUGCCAGAAAGAGACCUGCUGUUAUGACAUCAGACCACAGCUUGCUUUCAGGUCCCUUGCUUUCAGAAAGGGAAUAGAUGAAGGUCAUAUUGGUGGCUUCUGUGUAAACCUGGUCCACUUGGUGGAAACCUUCAUGGUUUCUGGGAAAACCAACUGCUGACUACUGCUAUGGAGUGUUUUAUGGGGGGCGGAAAGCUCUGUGCAUGUGCCACUUUCCUAUCCCACUUCUUUUGCUCCAGCUCCCCUCCUCUGUUCCACUUGGUGACAAUAAGGCAAGUGGGAGGUUGGGGGAGGCCUUCCUGGUGAUUUUUAAGUUUGCUGCAGUUGUAGACCAUUGAGCCCAAUGUACCUGUCAGGGUGGGAAAGUUCAGAAGAGAUAGAGCUGUGCUUUUGUAUCCCCUCCUUCCCACAUUCCUGGCACUUCUGACUUGCUACAGCAUGACAAAACAAAAAUGCUAGAGUCAGAAACGGGAGUAUUGAUGAAGGCUUAUCCUCAGUUCUCUAACACACUGGUUUCCACAAGGGUAGAUAAUAGGAAAGUAGAAUGACAGGGGCAACCCCCUGUGUCAUCCUUUACAUUUACCGUACUUUUCGCUCCAUUGGACGCAGUUUUCCCCCUCCAAAAACUGAGGGGAAAUGUGUGUGCGUCCUAUGGAGCGAAUGCAGGCUUGUGCCAUAGCCGCGUGCAACCCCUCCGGCAGGGAGAGGCUGCACGGGGCUAUGGCUUCUUUAGCCCUGCGCAGCCUCUCCUGGCAGGGAGAGAUUGUGCGGGGCUAAAGAGGAAGCCAAAGCAGCCAGCGGGAUCCAUCCUGCUCGCUGCCUUGGCUUGUUCCAUAGCCGCGUGCAACCCCUCCAGCAGGGAGAGGCUGCACGGGGCUAUGGCUUCUUUAGCCCUGCGCAGCCUCUCCCGGCAGGGAGAGAUUGCGCGGGGCUAAAGAGGAAGCCAAAUCAGCCAGCGGGAUCCAUCCCGCUUGCUGCCUUGGCUUGUUCCAUAGCCGUGCGCAACCCCUCCGGCAGGGAGAGGCUGCACGGGGCUAUGGCUAAGAUUUUUUUUUAUUGAUUUCCCCGUCUAAAAACUAGGUGCGCCCUAUGGUCCAGUGCGCCCUAUGGUGCGAAAAAUAUGGUACCUUUCGUAGCACAGGUGGUUUAAUGUGACUUUCCUUAGCGCUUCUUAGACCACUGAUACCUAGAAACUGAAUUCUUGAUGGAUCUUUCAUUGCCCAGUCAAUGGCAAAUGCUAUUUAACAAGCAUAACCACAUAUGACAUAGCAGCAGCAUCUGUAACAAUAAAACAGAAUAGUGUAUGUUUCUGAUCAGCUAGCAUGGUCAGUAUUCUUGCUGAUUUGAGUUGCAGUUUAACAAAUCUGGAACGCACCAAGUUAGCCACUCCUUGCUUUAUCAGUCUUAUCCUUAACCUUUGUAGAACAUCCACUCUUACUGGUUUUGGGAAUAGCUGUGCUAUACUCAAAUUGGGUACCUUGCAAACUUAAGACUUAAAACUGAAGUUAGGACUCUUUAAAACUGAAUCUUCUUUCAAUGCCUCUGUUAGAUUGCUUUUGAACUUACAUGGAUGAAAUCCAGAGAAAUCUAGGAUCUGUUGUUAUUUUAACUGGCAACUUCAUGGUCUAUUGGAUUUCAUUACCUUUAUAUACAUUCAGCAUCAAACAUUGUUAAGAUGGACAAAAAUGUGACGACUUCUCUCCCUUCUCACCUUUUUUUUCCAGUCACAAAAAAGAAAAGCAGACUCUGCCAUAGAAAGCUCUGGAAAAAAGGAUGCCAAGAAAGUGAAGACGUAAAAUUGGGAAAGGAAGCUCAGUUUAAAACUGCCAUUUCCCCCCUUCUCUGUCUUACAGUGUUAUUGACACUGUCUGUGUACUCAUUAUACCCAUUCCCCCCAAAAUCUUCCCGCCGGUUUCAAUUUUUGCAAACCUGUAUAUUUUACAAUGCUUUACCUAAUGUGUAGUUUUUUUUUAAUGCAUUCCAGUAUUUUUGUGCACUUGUAUUUUACGCUUUUUCUGCAUUUCUUGAGCAAAAUUUUACUCAGUCCUUGUUCAUCUGAAGUUUGUGCUGGGGCUUUUAGCUUUCAUAUGUUUUAUAUGCUUUGACAAAAAAAAAUAACUUGAUUAUUCUGUUGUUGUAUUAUUGUUGUUUCCUACUUUAUAUGAUCGUGGAAAACCAAAAUGAAUUAAAAUGACCAGAGGAGAAAUAUACUUUUAAUUUGUUUUGUUUUUUCUCUCUCUCUUUAGCCCACUCCAUCUUGUAGUCCCCCCCCCCCACUUCCAUACAGUAGCUUAGAUAACAUUUACUGCUAGGGUAAUUGACUAUAAGAGGAAGUAUCUUUUUGUAUGUGUGAACAUGGUCCCGUUUGGGCUUUUUAUCUAUCAGUUCCUGGGUAUCUCUUAGGCAGAAGCAGAAGCAGGUGGUAAACAGGCUGUACAAACCACAAACUGAAGGUUGUGCAAAAAGUAUGUUUUUUGUUUUUAUAAACGCCUCUCCAUAUUAAAAGCUCCCUGCAAAUAGACAACUUAACAUGAAGGGAAUGGGCUGGAUUAGACACCUUCUCUCUCAGCCGCAGGCAUUUUAUUUACCUCCCCCAAACCCCCUCCCACAACAACUCAUAUCUAUCAGCAACAGUUCAUAGUCCACAAAGCAAAUAAUUCACACAACUGUUGGAAAACAAUAUUUAAAUGUUCCCAGUAGCAAAAUCAGGCUUAGCUUUUUGAUGUUUGCAACACAAAAGCCAGCCCAACAUUUAUUAUAUAUAUAUUUGCAAAAUCUAAACACAAGUGACUGUGGUGCUGUGCAAAAUAAAGAAAGACGAAAUCGCCC